CCUGAGCGGGACUUCCUUCGGGGAUCCCGCUGGCGAAAGCAGCCUAGGAGUGGAGGGUGACACGUAUGUGCGGGGCUGGAAGGUGGCCAAGGCAAGGCAGGGGAAGGGAAGUUCUUGCCCCCAUCAGCGGAGGAGCAUCAGCCGCCGGAAGAAAGUAACUUUAGCUCCCCGAGGGAGGGCGAAGGGAAAGGGAUCCCCGGGGAGAUCUUGCAAAGGAAAACUUCGCUUGGGAGAAACGGAUCUUGGAGGGAAAGACGGGCAGAAGCAAGGGAACGUUGGGGGAUCGGAUCCUGCCCGUCCCUUCGAACUGUUCCUGCAGUUAGAACGAACCGAUCUGGGGGGAAGCAGAUCGGGAGAGAUCUUUGCAGAAUAACCUUGGGGAUCGCCCUCCUAGAGACUCAAAGAACAUCGCUCGCAAGGGCAGAGGUGCCUGGAGAUGCCCGGCUUCUUCUGAGCUGCCUCCGGACAUCCGCGCUCCCAAGGCUUCCCCCUCCGCGUACGCGCAAAGGGAGCGUUGACUCCGUGGAGAGGGCAGGGGGCCUUUGGAGCCGCUCUUGACCCUUCCCGGGGGCCCGAAAGGCUGCCUGCUCCUCGGGGUCCCUUGAAAUCUCAGCCCUCCAGCUCGGCCUGCCUGUUGCGUGACCCCAGGUGCCUGGCAAAACUUGGCUCAGGUAGGUUAAAGUUGGCGCCAGGGUCUAUGGGUCCAGCUCUCCUCCGAGGCCCCUCCGCCGCCUGGGCCGUUGCCCCUGAUGCUGCUUCGUGCUCCGGCUGCUGUCUGAGGAUAGAGGAGCCUUGAGGUGGACGGGCCCCUGGAUCCGCAGAGGAAGGGACUAUGGGCAACGGGAUGUGUUCCCGAAAGCAGAAGCGGAUCCUGCAGUCCCUCUUGCUCCUCAUCGUGGUCUUCGGCUUCAUCUAUGGGGCAAUGCUCUACUACGAGUUGCAGAGCCAGCUGAGGAAGGCGGAGGCUGUGGCCCUCAAAUACCAGCAGCACCAGGAGUCUCUAUCAGCUCAGUUACAAGGUAAAAGCUGCUUGGCUGCUCCCCCUCCGAAAGCUCUGCCUCCCCUUCCACUUUGGGGGCAGGGGGACGCUCCCAAAAGCUAUUUUUAUUUUUGUGUCCCAGCAAAGCGAGCCGUCCUAGUUCUGCAGCCAGUUACGCUGGGCUGUAGCUCUGGCGUGCAGUUGUGUGUGCGCAUGCGCUAUUGAAAUUCAUGGGAGUUGUGCGCAUGCAGCGCUCUGUGGAAUUUCAGGCAUGAUGCAGCAUCCAUACUGCCUUGUUGGGUUGAAUCCUGGUCCAUCCAUUUCUUAUCUGUCACCAGCAAGGAAUGAAGGUGAUGGAUAUCCUUUUGUUUAUGACCAGCACCUGCUAAUCGCAGGUGUACUGCUAUGGAAGAUGGAGGUUCCAUUGAGUUAUUUAAAGCCAAACACUGCCGUGCCUUGCAAUUGAGAAUUCCAUAAUUUAACUACAGUGGUACCUCGGGUUACAUAUGCUUCAGGUUAUAGACUCCGCUAAUGCAGAAAUAGUACCUCGGGUUAAGAACUUUGCUUCAGGAUGAGAACAGAAAUUGUACUCUGGCGGUGCAGCAGCAGCGGGAGGCCCCAUUAGCUAAAGUGGUGCUUCAGGUUAAGAACGGACCUCCGGAACGAAUUAAGUACAUAACCAGAGGUACCACUGUAUGCAUUUUGUGAAGACCUUCCCUUCAUCGUCAUUAACCUCCUGCUGGUCAAUGAAGUAGGUGGUGCUGACAUCUAGUAGUAUGAGAAAAGGAGGAAAGAAAUAAAAAGACCAUCUAUUCACUGUUUGUGCCAUUCAUAAGUUUAUGAACCUCUGCCAUUCUUCCCCUCCUUAGUUGUCUUUUCCCCAAAGAAGCAGCAACAAAAGGCUUGACCUGCAAUCCUAUAGCCUUAAUUGGGACCAAGCCCUAUGGAAACAUGAUGGGAGUCACUUCUGAGUAGUUGUUUAUUAUGCUCAUGUCUCACUUUUCCUCCAAGGAGCUCAAGGGAGCAUAAAUGGAUUCCCCACCCCCACCCCGCCAUACUAGUGGCUCACCCAGUGAGCUUCAUGGCUGAGUUGCCCCAGUUUUAAUCCAGCACUCUGACCACUGCACCACACAACAUAAGAUUGUGCUGUGAAUUGGUUGUGGAACGUUUCUUGGAUCAUUUUCGUUGAUCCGUUACUUGUGUUUUCACAUUACCAGAAUUGUGCUCAAAUGUGAAAAACCUUUCGAUCGUGAACUUAGCUUGCACCCUGGUGAAUCUGCGUUUUCAUCUUCAGGGCUGCCAGUUCUGGGCAGACAGCCCGUACUUAUGCAAAAUAUUUGGUUCAGCUGUGCAGGUAUUAAGGACAAAAGUUUCCCUUCCCUUACAGUACACAUGGCACUGGGAUGGGCAGAGUCCAGCGCCCUGAUGGGGAUAGAAAAUGACCUGUAUCCUGAUCGUCUGCUCAAACAUUUGAUAAGCGGAGACAGGGUCAUUAACCCACUUCUGCGCAUAUCAACUGAGUAGGGGGUGGCAUCUGUUGGUCUGUGUGUCUAUGCAGGAUUUGUGAGAGGCAGAUUGUGUGAUGACCACACCCACUGCUGACUUGUGGCCCCCAGAGGAUUGGUGAAUGCCAAAAAUUGUUAACAACCCCUUCUUUUCGCCGUUGCCUUUUCUAAUUCGUCUUCACAUUGAACUUUUUUGUGGAGCCACCUGUAAGAUUCAUUGCCUUUUUAUAUUAUUAUUUUUUCAUUAGAAACUUACACCUAUUUUUUUUUUAAAAAUAAACAUUAAAUUCACUUGUAGGCAUUUUACAUGCUUAAUGAGCAAAGUGCUCUUGGACAAGAACAGGUAACUGCUAGCCCGAGGGUUAGGUGCUGAGAAUUUAUCUGGCACUCCUAUCAAAGGUUUCGUCAGGAGCUAGUAAACGAUUUGCCACUGUUAUCAAGCUGUAAUCAGGACAGGCAGGAAAACAGGAGAUUACACUACUGUAAAGUGACAGAAUCCUCAAAUAAGAUGCGUGGAACAUGUCCGUCCACAUAUUUCUAUGCAAUGUUAGUCUCAGCCCAUGUGCUCUAUAACUUGGGAAUCUGUGUUUGCCAGAUGUCUUCAAACGUUAUCAUAAAGCUUUAUCAGUUGGGAAGGGGCCUAUUUUGUGGUGAAAUAGACUUCUACCCUUCUCUACCUCUGAGCUGCUGUCUGGAGUUUAGAGCAGCUCUCAGGAAGAAAGUUGUUCAUCCCAGCUUUUUGUUGUAAUAAAAAGUUCCAGAAAGCGACAAAUUGAUGAGCUAAAAUGUCUCUGUGCCAAGGUGAUGCUUUACCAUACAGGUUCUUACUUGAGGAAAGUCGACAGCUGAUACGCAAGCUAAAGUUCUGUCUGUAUUGUUGCCCUGCAGAUUACUUAAAGUGGACGCUCUUUCAAUUAUUAUUGAAAAAGGCAAUGAAAACAGCAUUAUUAUUAUUAUUUAAAUCAGGUUUGCAGUUUGCUUGAGAAGCUCUCGUAUCCGAGCUGUGAGCCUGCUUCUUCAUUUUUAUUUCAUAAAAUUUAUGCACUGCUUUAUUGUAAAAACAAACCUCAAAGUGGUUUACAAAAAGACAAAACAAUAAAAUUAUCAAUCAGAAAGAUGAAUAAAAGCAAUUUAAGACUUUUGAAAAGUUAAAAUAAAAAUAGACUGAAAAGAGAAUGAAAUUCACACCAACUUUCUAAAUGUCUGGGUAGGCUUGUCUAAACAAAAAAUGUUUUUAGCAGGCGCCCAAAAAAGUACAGUGAAGGCGCCUGCUUGAUAUCAAAAGCCUGAGAUAUGUCAGUGAACUGUCUUGGCAAUAAAUAACUUUGACAUCUAGUGGUGCUUCAUAAACACCCUUUCAUCUUCCCCUGCUCUGUUUUUGCAAUACCGGGCAGGCAACAAAACAUGAGAAUUUAUUAAGUAGUUGGUAGACAAGCUUUCCUAACUGGUGGGCUGUGCAUGGCUUGGUAAGCCACAAGUUGUACAUCCUUGGUUUUUAAAUUCCUUUUCUUCGGGGGCAAUCGAAUGCACUUUGCCUCCUACUGAAUUCAGUCAGACUUAUAGGUAGACAUGCACAGGGGUAUAGUAUCACUUUGCUUUCUAUUUAAAUGACUUGGAAUUAUCCGCUUUGCGUCUUCAGAAUGGAUGGGGUUAUAAAUUUAAAUGAUUGAAAUGGGAUCAAUGUGUUGUUGCAGUUUUUUAAACAACAACAACGUUGCUGUGUCUUUUAGAUGAUUAGCUGUAAAAAGUAAUGUUUGAAACAGGGAUUGACCCAAAAGUUUCUAGACUGGAAAAUACCGACCGACAUCAUUCAUAUGCUGUUGACGUGAUGAUGGAAUGUAAGAAUGCUCCCCUGUGAUGUAUUUGUGAGAAUUAACGUUCCAUGAAGCAAUACCAGGAAGAGAAAUACAGCUCGUAAUAAAAUGUCCUAUUUAAUAUUGGAAUAUCCAUUUGGUUACAACAUAACACAUGGAAACUUUCUCAAUCACAUCUUCUGAAAAUGAUUGUGUUGCAGAGGAAUAUUGGAAACAUAUUUUUGAGUGCUAGUAAUUCAGCUAAGGCUAAUCAAGUCAGAGCAUUAAAUCGAUGAACCAGUAUAAGUAAUAAUUAUAGUCAUCUGUAGCAUUUCAUGUAGCACAGAGCCAAAAACUCAUUUUGCGCAUAUAUAUAUAUAAAAUCUCAGUCAACCAGCAAAAGCCAAUGAUAGCUGCCCCUGUUGCAGCCCUAUCAAACUUUUAAGUUGUUUAAAGGCUGCCUUUGUUUUCACUUGUAAAGUAGAGACAGUGUUUUAUCUAAAGAUAAUAAGAAACAGAUUAUACCCUCUUGGGAUUUUGAGAGUAAUACACAAGAGACAUGCAUUCUUCAUAGUUAUGAAGUCUUCUCAUUAGGUCUUGACUACUUAAUUGUAGAAAUGACUACCUGUGAAAAAAAGUUUGGGUGGAAAAAUAUAUUUCUGACCUCCAUAUCAAUAGAAGUAUCUGAAAUAUAGAGAAUACAUGUAGAGAAUGUCCUGAAGGAACAUCUCCAUCCUCAUUGUUCUGCCCGGACACUGAGGUCCAGCACUGAGAACCUUCUGGCGGUUCCCUCACUGCGAGAAGCCAAGUUACAGGGAACCAGGCAGAGGGCUUUCUCGGUAGUGGCGCCCUCCCUGUGGAAUGCCCUCCCACCAGAUGUCAAGGCAAUAAGCAACUAUUUUACUUUUAGAAGACAUCUGAAGGCAGCUAUGUUUAGGGAAGUUUUUAAUGUUUGAUGUUUUAUUGUGUUUUUGAUAUUCUCUUGGGAGCUGCCCAGAGUGGCUGGGGAAAUGUUAUAUCACACUCACUAUGUGCAGGUGUGUGCUUGUGACAUCGCAUGUCCACGUUGCGGCGGCCGCAGCGGUGGUUCCUCUUCCUCCUUCUGUCCGCAGCCAGCGAGGCACCAUUUCCUUGGGGAGGGGCUCAGACUCAGAGGCAGAGAGACUUUGCCUCCAUGUCUGAGCCCUGCCCUGCCCGAACAGGGUGCCUGGCUGUGGAGGUUGGAGGUGAACUUCUCUCUCAAAGGCAGUGCUGUUGCCGCCUGCUGCCUGUGCUCAUUUACUUUAUGUGUGCCCAGCCUCCACAGUUAUAUUAUUGUGGGUACCCAAGCACCCAUGGCCCUUGGAGAUAGCCCCUAUGUGCUAAAUACUGUCUUCUUUAUGCUGGAACGUGAAGCAUGUCCACCUUUUUCAGAAACUAUUUCCAAGCUGCAAUACUGUGUUGGUCAUUUACCCUCGCUAGAUUCAACGUGCUGCCAUCUGCCUUAUUUCUGGGCGGAUUCGAGGGUAAACCAUACCUGGAAUGACUUUGCCCCUGCGGCUUGGUGGAGGUAGAAACUGUCUCUCAUGUCUUGUUACGCUGCCGUUUCUACGGGGAUAUAAGCUCGGUACUUAUCACUCCUGUUAUACAAAAAUCUCCAAAUGGGUCCGAACUUCAAUGUCUAAAACACCUGCUAGAGGACAAGGAUCUAGAAAUCACACUACGGGUGGCCAAAUUCUGUGCGACUGCCAUAAAACUUAGGGAACAAGCUGUACUACCAGAAGGAUUAAGGUUUUAAAUGACAAUUUUAGUUUUUAUUUUAGUGAUCAAGAUUUAAUAUAUAUUUUUAACUGCUGCUAUAGCUGUAUUGUCUCUGUUAUACCCAAUUGCAAUUCAAUGUAUUCCUGUUAUGUUUUAUGACUUUCCUGAUAUUGUAAGUGAGCUGGAACCGGUCUGUGACUGUAAUAAUAAAAUUCAUGCAAUACUGUGGACUAGAAUGUUUGACCAAUUACAUUGUAACUGUUACAUAGAUAUAGUUACUCUCUUUUUGGACUCAGAAUUGCAUUCAGGCAACAGUCAAAAGCAACUGUUUCUGAGUUCCUAGGGAGUCAUCAAAUUCUGAACAUUCACUGUAAUGGGGUUCUUAAAACCUGGAUUGCAUGGGUGACUAAGGCUGCUUCUCUGGGCAGGGGCGUAGCGUGGGUUGUCAGGACCCGGGGCAAGGCAAGUAAUUUGCACCCCCUAACCCGUGGAUUUGCGCCCCCUAACCUGUGGAUUUGCGCCCCCUACCCCUAACCCCCAGAUGUUGCGCCCGGUGCGGCCGGCCCCCCCUGCACCCCCCACGCUACACCACUGUCUCUGGGAGUAAGUCCAGCUGAACUCUGUGAGACUUACUUUUGAGUAGACAUGCCUAGCUUUGAACUGCAGUGAAGUUGAGGUGUUGUAUCCAUUCAGUUUCAGAGAUGCAGUCAUUGGGACAAACCUGUGUACGCCAAACCUCUGUAUACUGAAAAGGUACACAAAGCACUUUGGCCUAGUGUUGACUGUGUGGCAUAUGGACCAAGUUGGCAGCUUGGUGCAUUUGACAAACAUAUUUGAAGAGCAAUUUCUGGAAAUGAACAUCAUGUCCCUUUGUGAAGUUAAAAUCCAACAACUCUGUGUCACCCUUCUUUCCUGCGUGCCUGCCCCCCGGCCAGUUUGCUUUUGCCAAACUAGAAAAUAACAUGGCCUUGCUCCUGAAAUGUACCGGUACAGGAAACUUUGGCACAUUGCUGUCUUAAUGUGGAGCAAAUGCCGGGUGAGUAUUUUUCUUAUUAAAAUAAGCAAAUGCACAAAAGGCCGUUGCACAGAAGCAGUCAGUCAGAAGAGGAACAGAUCAUGGAUCACAGAGCAAUUUAUCUGAGAAGGCGUUCCCAAGAUAAUUUAAUACACAUUAAUUAACUCUCAUCAUGCUCUGUCAAGCCUUUUGUUCGCUCGAAGAGAUGGCUGAAACGCAGCAAAGGGGGACUUUUCCUGACAGUUUGUGUAAAGUGUGGAGAUACAAUCCUCAUCUGCAUUUAACCAUUUUUUAAAAAAAUAUUACUCUUAUAAUGAAUGGUACACACAUGAGAAUGCAGCACUGGAGAUUAGUUGAUGACCGUCAGCUGAACGUUGGGACAUAUUCCAUUGAAAAGCACUCUGCGGGUCAGUGCAAAAGUUUUGCUUUUGGUGUUCAGUGUGUGAUGGCUCACUCAUCUGUGCGUUGAUGUGCACAUUGUGGUCUAGUGGUUAGAGUCAGACCAGGGUUCUAGACCCCCCCCCCUUCCCGAGCCAUGAAGCUCACUGGUGACCUAACACUCCCUCACAGGGUUGUUGUGGGGAUAAAAUGGGGGAAGGAAGAAUGAUAUACAUCACCUUAAGUUCCUUGCAGGAAAUAGGGGAUAAAAAAUGUAAUAUAUAUAAAUAAUAAAUUAUCACUCGAUGUUGCAACCAUCAAGUGAUGAACUGGCAUGUGUGAACCAGUUCCCAUUCUGUUCCAGCCGAUCUGCAUUAAGUGGUUCUUUGCUUUUUGCAAAGUGAUACCUUGGUUCUCAAACAUAAUCCAUUCCAGAAGUCCGUUCUAAAACCAAAGCGUUCCAAAACCAAGGCGCGCUUUCCCAUAGAAAGUAAUGCAAAAUGGAUUAAUCACUUCCAGACUUUUAAAAAUAAUAACCCCUAAAACAGCAAUUUAACGUAAAUUUUACUAUCUAAUGAGACCAUUGAUCCAUAAAAUGAGAGCAAUAAAUAAUGUACUUCAGUCACACAGUCAAUCAGUCAGUAGCUGAACUGGGUUCCACACAGUCACAAAAACAAAAAAGAGCCACAAAAACACAAAAUAAAUAGCAAAAACAGACAGACCUCAGUGUAACACUCAAAACAGAAGUGUGGCACCCAAGUCGGAAGCAUAACACUCAAAACAGAGCACAUUCAGCUUCCAAAAAAAGUUCGCAAACUGGAACACUUACUUCCGAGUUUGCAGUGUUUGGGUUCCAAGUUGUUUGAGUACAAAGGCGUUUGAGAACCAAGGCACCGCUGUAUUUCCAUGCAGAAGUGUAUAUAGCCUUUAGGUGCUUCUCUUUUCCCUGUACCACUGAUCUGUAAUCUGUGUCCCUCAAGAUCACAUCGGCAAGCAAGGGAUAAUGAAGACCAUGGUGGAGAAUGGUAACAGGAAUGCUGUAAGCACAAAUGUCUGUUCUGGCUGACUGAACAAAUACCAUGGGGUUAUUCUUCUGCUCUACCUGUGUCAAAGCUCCAUGGGAGACAGAUAUCAACCACUGAAAAAACUCCGUUGUAGUGAGUUAGGCUCCCCCCCCAGCACUAAUUUAGGACUAAGUUCAUGAAGCAUGGCAACAUUUGCAUUGGUACCAUUCUGAUCAGAGGACUGGGCUCCUUAGCUGCAGAGUGCAAAAAAACUCAAAUAGAUGCAAGAAAGAGAGGCUGUUUAUUUUUUUUUAAAGAAUGUAAUAAAAGGUUCUGGACCCAUGUAAUCCAAAUGCCCCUUGGGUAAAAGCUGAAUUGCACAAGCUGCUUAAGUUAUACAAAAGUAAGGUUUCGUAUUUGACCAUUUGAAUAAUUUGUUCUGCUGCCCACAACUGCAGAAAGAGCAGAUGACCGAGAUGGACUGUUGUCCCUCACCUGGUUUCUGAGAUUUCAUCUGGCAUUGCCUGUUGCUUCCCAGUACCUUCUCACACAUAAGGUGUAGGCAAAUCUGUCUGUUUCAGUUUCUCUCAUCCCCCCCCCCCAUCUUAAGUUCAGGACAGUUCCACAUUAGUUUGCAAUUUUUUUUUAAGCCAUGAAAAUUCACCAACCUUUUAGUGUGAAUGUAUUCAAACCUAUACAAGUUUGUACAGUGGUACCUCGGUUUACGAACAGUCCUGUUUACGAACUAUUUGGUUUACGAACUCUGCAAAACUGGAAGUAUCGUUCUGGUUUGUGAACUUUACCUUGGUCUAAGAAUGGAAGCCGAACGGUGGAAGGGCACCGGCAGAGGUAGGCCUCAUUAGGGAAAGUGUGCCUUGGUUUAAGAACGGAUUUGGUUUAAGAACGAACUCAAGGAAUGGAUUAAGUUCAUAAACCGAGGUACCACUGUAUGCAGUUUUGGCCUUUGCAAAGCAGCGUCUCCUAAUAUAAAGCAUUCUAAUAUUUUAUAUGCAUAUAUAUAUGCACUUUACGACAAUAUAUGCAUUCUUACACACAUGACUUGGCUGGAAAACUGCAUUGCAAAAUUGGGAGAAAUGUGAAUUUCAAAGGGUGGCUGUUCUUGCUCACAUUUUGUUCUGGAAAGUCCAAAUUUGCAUUUUAAAUACAAACUGAAUAUAAUUUCUCUCCCUUCCCUCCCUUCCCCCCAUCCCUUAUUAAAAGUUAGCCAUGAGAGAAAAACAUAGAAUUUAUUCCUAUUUAUUUAAACAUGGAUUUGUUGCAUGGGGGGGGGAUGGCAUUUUAUACAUGUCUACUCCUAAGUAAAUCUCAUUGGUAGUGAUGGACCUUUCUCCCAGUUAAAUGUGUAUAGGAUUGCAUCCUGAAAUGGUAUAAUACUGUGUGGUUUAUGUAGUCUUCAGCGGGAUGAAGACAAUGCUAUCUAAGCAUGUAUUGCUGCUUGCACGAUUCGGGCAAAAAUCUAUAAAUAGUUACCUAUACUUUCUCCGUUUACCAGCGUGGCUUUUAACCAGUUGCUCUUUUGUGAAAUGGAUACUGAUGUAAUUUUGGAAGAGCAGGAAUGUUAGUUCAGCCUGCCCAAGUGCUUAAAAUAGGAAUUACUCCGCGGUCUUCAGUAAGAAUUAAAAACCCUGCAUGCCCAAACGAGCUUCAGGAAAUGUGAUAGCAUGGGAGGUCUAGACAGUUACCACAUCGUUGUCCAAAUAAAAGCGAGUGAACGGGUCAUGGGGCAGGAGCAAGAGAGUAUCUGAAAAGAAGAACAAAUGAAAAGACAAACCUCUAUAUCAAAAAGUGUCGUGUCAUUUCACCUCCGGCCUGAAAUAAUCUUGCAAUUUCCCUUUGGUCUUUGUUCUUAGAUCUGGGCUUUCAAUUCUGCCUACCAGUUUCCUGUGUUUGAAGGGCCAAAGCUUUGUCUUUUAGAUUGUAAGCCUAUGGGAGGUUUCCCCAGCCUGGUGCAAUCCAGGUACUCUGAGCUGCCUUGUCCCAAAUGCUAUUUAACAACAAAAAAUGCAAUUGGGAGCAGUGAUCAGGAGGUUUGGGGCUCUCACUGCCUCCAGUACUCAGUAAGGGCAAUAUGACCAACAAUUUGACUCUCUUUAGUUUUGCCGUGGCCUGGUGAUUAUAUCAAGCUGGUGGCAUCACAGAGGUGGGCAUUUUUGCUGGUGGCACCGUAUGCUUUCCCUGCCGAAAUCUGGGAUCCAUUCUGACAGUUCUCAUAGCCUCACCUGUUUAGACAAGCAUUUCCCUGCUCUGACUUGAAUCUCCUGCUUUGAUUGUUGUCUUAACGGUUAUGCUGUGUUAAUGGGCUUGAGUUAUUUUAUAUUGUAAUCAUGGAUUAAUGUAGUUGCAUUAUGGGGAGUUGCAUUUUUUAAAAAUAAUAAUUUGGUUUCUUCUUGUUAUUUUGCUGUUGGCUCUUAAUUGUUUGAAUGGCCUCUUUCUUGAAAGGAAAGGUAGUAUAUAAAUUCUAUUAUUAUUAAUAAUAGUAAUAAAAAUAAGUCCCAUCGUCCCAAAUCAAUGGCUAUGCUGACUCAGGCUGAUAUCUGGAGCAGGGGUGGAGGAAGUGGGGGCGGUUUGCCCUGGGUGUUACCAUUGAGAGGGGUGACAAAAUGCCGGGCGGCACUCACUGCGGGGCCUGCAGUGCGCCUGAGCCAUGCGUCUCUCCUGGGAGUGAUAUGGUGGCUUGGGCACCCACAGGCUCCGGGCUUCCCCAGACGGUCCAGCCGCCGCCUCUCCCUCAGCUGUAGGGCAGCUGAGUGGGAAGAGGCAGGUAGACUCCUCGGAGGCCCCACGGAGCGUCCUGCCCUGGCUUGCCCUGCCCCUGCGGGCGGCUGGCCCUGUCCCUGGGCACAGGGCAUGCGCGCCACCCCAGGCACCUGAUUGACUUGCUCCGCUGCUGAUCUGGAGGCAUGGUUUAUUAACUUUGCAAUUGUAGGACAUCUAAUGUUUGGGCAGCUUGAUGAUGAUGAUGAUGGCCGUGUUAUAUAGAAAAGCUUUAGCAUUUGAAAACAUCACCAGUGCAUCGUUUUCUGCAUGGAAAUAACACCGAAGAAAAGCCCUGUUGCUUCAGAUCAAAGAGCUGCCUGAUGCAGCGUCCAAUUUCUGUUCGGCUUCUUAAAACCAUUCUGGUCAGUCUUAAGACAUGUUUAUUUUACUUACUUAUACAAUUUAAAUAGUGAUAAUUUCUAAGUGGCUUAACAAGAAAAAUUUGCAGUCAUAAAAUCACAUCUAAACUAUAAGUGAUCCAUGAAAUCAAAAUACAGUACAGUACUAAUUCACAACACUGAUGUUUGGCAGGGGCGGACUUUGCUCUUUCAAAUUUCAGUGGAGCCCUGUGCAAGGCCAAAGUUUUCACCCUCUCACCUUCUGUUCUGCUCAGUUCACUACGUCAUAGUUGCAAUGCCCUGCAACACCCCUUAGGCUUGGUGCCCAGUGUGGCAGAACUGGUCAUGCUGCCCUAAGUCCGCCUCUGUGUUUGGUAUUAAUCAGGAAAAGGAACACUGAUGGUAGAUUAGGGACACCUUUCUAAUUUCAUUUUUGCAUUUGUACAUAUAUGGCUGCAUUUGCACAUACCACUAAGCCAAAUUGCGACUUAGCGCAAAUAUGCGCCCGUCACACUCCUCCCCAGUCCUUUCAGCUCAGUGUGGUGCAGCAGGUAGGCCAAAGCAUCAUCUGAACCCAAGAUCAUGCUAAGUGCUCUCUCCUUCUCAACCAUGGGCCAAGGUGUUUGCUUUCCUGCGACAUACGAACCAGGCCCAUGGCUUGUUGCAGUAAGACGUCUCAUAGAGGCAGCAACUGGGCUAUCUUUAACAGGGCAGGCUCACAGCUCGGAGGAAACCAUCAGGUUGCCUUUUGAAAAGAUGGAAAUUUUUCUCCAUAUUAGCACUGCUUACCUGCUGAUUAGAUAAGGAAAAUACUUGAAGGGCCAGAUAAUUCUGUAUUGCCACAUCUCUGACAAGCCAAUCUUCUCUGUCUGACCGUUAAAGAACCACAAGAGCUUGACUAUCUAGCUCUUGUGUCUGGGAAGCUUAUUACCACAUUUGUCCCAGUCACCUGUUUCAGGUUAAAAUUGCCUUCGGGUAAAUAGGCAAGGAAGUGUCAUAAACUCACGUGGUUUUUUGUCUAUUGAUUACGAAGUUCCCAGUGUGAUAUGACCAGGGCUUUUUUUUUCAGCUGGAACUCUCUGGAACUCAGUUCCGGCACCUCUCAGGAGGGCGUCAUUGCCAUUAUAAGAGAAUAAGGGAGGUAUUUGUGGUGAGUUCCAGCACCUCUUUUUCUAGAAAAACAGCACUGCAUAUGGCAAAUCCUGUCCUGAAAUAUGCAAAUCUAGCCUCUGUAUCAAAUGAUGCAGUAAUGGCUUUUAUUUCAGGGUAUCAAGUCUAUGGCUUUUAUUUCAGGGUAUCAAGUCUAUGGGUGCCAUAGAUACCACAGGCAAUGAGUGUUUGUAGAGCUGCUGGAAUAUGGCAUGAGGACUUAUGGGCCUGGCUAUGGCAGCUUUCCUAGAAGAAAGCUUCAAUAAGAUUGCAAUCUAACAGAGCAAUACAAACACCCGGUCCACCUUGGCACAGGUUUUCGCUUUGCCAGCGAGAAUGCCAGAGUGUGCUUCCCCAAACAGCAGGCUGGCUGUGCUGUUCCAUUGAGCCUUUUGCUGCCACUCUGGCCAGGGUUAAGGAUUGUUCCCUAUGUUGAUUAAAAUCAACACUCUGGAUGUGCUAGAUUCCUCUGUUGCCUCCUGGGUGUUAUAGAGGAUGUUUUAUUGUACUUGUAACUUCAAAAACCAAGGGUGCCAACAGGGUAUUCUCUAUGUGAUUUGGGCCCUCUGACCUCCACACAAAAGACAACACGCAUUUGCAUGUGCUCUGUGUCACUUGCAAAUGUAUGCCCUCUUUUCAGAUAAUAAAUAAGAGAUUCAGAUGAACCUUUUCUAGCCGCUGUGCAGGUUUUUCAGGUUCCUUGGAAGGAGAAACUUCUAAAUAUUUAUACAGGAGGACAAAUGUGGGGUUUUGUCGCAUUUGUUCUAUCCCCGGCACCCCUUCCUUUUAUUAAUAUUUCUGAUUAAAUGCCAAAGGGAUUGGUUUCUAAUUUCCAGCAGCUUAGUUUCAUCCCUGGAUGGAGUCAAUUAACAAACUAAUUAUUGAAUAGCUCUUGUAGUCCAGCACCCUGUACAGACAGUAAUCAAAGCUUUACUAAUUACAUGCAUUAGGCAUCUUAAUUUAUUGACAUACCCAUGGAAAAAUUAUCUGUGUGGUAGCCUAGUUGGUCCUCCUUUCUUAAUUACUGGAUAUUGUGGCUAGAAAAAUAUGUUUUAUGGAGUGCUUCCUUAUUAUGCAAGUUGUAAAAAUGGGCCUUUUGUCGAGUGUGGGCAGGGGUAGGCUAUCUUAAUAGAAAAAGCAGCCUAUUUCCAAGUGACUAGCAAGGCCCCAUCUUUAAACUGUCAUAGCUUCCCCAAGGAAUUCUGGGAACUGUAGUCAUUUCAGGGUUGUUAAGAGGCCAUUCUUCCCCUCACAGUUCCUAGAAUUCCCUGGGAAGUGGGUUUGAUUGUUAAAUCUCUGGUAAUUGUAGUUAUGUGUGGGGAACAGGGGUCUGUUAACAGCUUUCAGCUCCCUUAAACUACAGUUCCCAGGAUUCUUUGGGGGAAGCCAUAACUGUUUAAAGUGGUAUGAAACACUACUCCCUUGGUAAGUUUGUUUAAACACUCCUCCUCCGCUAAAUGUGCUUAGUAUUGCAGCAACAGUCCCAUUGAACUCAAGUGGACUUACUUUGGAGUCAAUUUCUAUGGGAUCACAGUGUCAUUUGGCUUAAAUGUCAGGAUUCUAAAUGGAAAAAAUAGCUUUACAGUGAAAGAUAAGUCCCCACGGUCUACGUUUAUCUAUAAAACUCCCUUAGCCAAAAAUAUUUCUUUUCCUGGAAUAGACACGUUCAGACCGGUUAAUUGACCAUUUCAUCUCUAUAGACGGCACCAUGGAACUUUUAGCAGCAGCAAUAGAUGCAGUUGGUGUUGAAACCAGCAAAUCUUCCAUUCUUCACAUGAUUGUUCAGCUCCUCAGAACCAUCUUUCCAUUAGCAGCUUGAAAGUAGUAAUCAUAUUUGACACUUGUAUAGUGCUUUUAAGUAUUCAGAGUGCUUUCACAUACAUUACCCUCUUGUAAUCCUUACAAUAACAUUGUAAAGUUAGUGUGUAUUAUAGUCCCCCAUAUUACAGGUGGGCUAACUGAGCCUGAGAGAGAAAGAGACUGGCUUGCCUAAGGCCCCCUUGCGAGUUUGUGGCAGAAGCAAGAUCCAAACUCAUGACUUCCUGAUCUCUGGCAUUGUCUGCAGUACAUCAGGAAGUCAUGAGUUUGGAUCUUGCUUCUGCCACAAAGGAACGGAAGCGGGGCCUAUUCCUCAGCCUCUGUGGGCCUGAGGUGUUUGAGACGGCCCGAGCAUUGGUUGCGCCUGAAGCAGUCCAGGCAACACCAUGGGACACGAUUCAAGAGAAGCUCCGCAACCACUACGCGCCAAAGCCGUCCAAUAUUGCUGCCUGCCAUGCGUUUUACCACCGGAACCAGGCAGAGGGGGAGUCAAUCAACAACUACACCACCGCCCUCCGACAGGCUGCAAUGCACUGCGAGUUCCGAGACUUAGACGAUGCCCUGAUGGAUCGAAUCGUCUGCGGGGUCCGGGACAUCCAUCUGCAACGGCGUCUCCUCGCCAAGCCAGACCUCACGGUGCAGAAAGCCAUUGAGGAGGCUGUGGCCUCGGAAGCUGCUGAACGCUCCGCCCAGGAGAUCCGCAAGGCCAGCAGCCCGCGUCUUGCUAGGAAGCCAGUUCCAGUGCAUCACCAAGAGGCCAGCAGUGAUGAGGCAUCCUCCAGUGAAGACGAUGACGUGCACCAGACAAAGCGGGAGCGCAGGAAGUUCCAACAGAAGUCCAAGGGCCAACCGGAAUGUGCCGGCUGCGGAGGCAACCAUUCCUGUGCCAAGUGUCGAUUUAGAGACGCCAUCUGUCGGACGUGUUCCAGAAGGGGCCACAUCGCUAAGGUCUGCUGAUCGGCUCCGUCUGACACCCCCCCUUCACCGACUCGCAAGUCCAAGUCUUCACUCCAGUCUGCCAAGGAAAGCUGUUUCGCUCUCACCAACUGCCGCUGCCCGUCUGGAACCACGAUUAGCCAAACCGACUCGCCUACGCGACGCAAGCUGAACGUCACAGUGCUCAUUGAAGGAGCUCCAUGUGACAUGGAGAUCGACAGCGGGUCUGCCCUGUCCAUCGUGUCUUGGAGCACCAUCAAAAGACUGGUACCCAGAGUGUCCAAAAGGCAACUCGACUCUCACCGCGUACACCUGAGAGACUACCAGGGAAACAACAUUCCUGUGGUAGGCGUUGGCCGGUUCCGGAUCGCCUUCAACAAUUUUUCGGGCCUGCUCCGACUGGUGGUGGUCGAAGCUCAGCGGCCAAGCCUCCUAGGGCUAGACUGGUUUGAUGCCCUCGGCCUGGAAGUCACCGGCAUCAACUGCAUCUCUAACGCAGAGACUGAGGGUCUGGUCAAAGACUUUGCCGAGGUUUUUGAUGGCACUUUGGGGCAAUAUACAGGUACGCCCAUCUCCUUUAGCCUUGAUCCACAAGUCGCCCCCAUCAAGCUAAAGCCACGCCGGGUUCCCUUUGCUCUCAGGGCUAAGGUGGACGAACAACUGGACAAGCUGAUCAGCCAAGGAGUUUUGGAGCCGGUUGACCACGCCAAGUGGGAAACCCCCAUCGUCACGCCUGUCAAGCCAGACGGGUCGGUGAGAAUCUGCGCUGACUACAAGUGCACGAUCAACAAGGCACUUCAGCAGCACGCUUAUCCGGUUCCUGUUGUCCAAUACCUGCUGCAUUCCCUGGGUGAGGGUAAGGUCUUUGCUAAGCUGGACCUUGCCCAAGCCUAUCAACAACUGCCUGUCGAUGAUGCCACUGCUGAAGCCCAGACGAUUGUCACCCACCGAGGGGCAUUCCGUUGCUGCUGGUUGCAGUUCGGGGUGAGUGUGGCUCCUGGCAUCUUCCAAAGCCUUAUGGAGCGUCUCCUGCAAGGGCUUCUGGGCGUGGUACCAUAUUUUGAUGACGUCUUGGUGUCUGCAGACUCACACCAGCAGCUGCUCGAGCGCCUCUGUGCCGUACUGACCAGGUUCCAGGAGACCGGACUCAAGGUAAAGAGGGAGAAGUGCCAGAUCGCUGUUCCACAGGUGGAGUUCCUGGGCUAUCUGAUCGACGCCUCCGGCCUUCACCCGACCACAUCCAAGAUCCGCGCUAUCCAGCAGGCCCCCAUCCCAAAGAACAAGACGGAGUUGCAGGCGUUCCUGGGGCUGCUGAACUUUUAUAACAUGUUCCUGCCCCACAAAGCCACGGUGGCUGAUGUUGGUUUCUAUUUCCUUCACUGAGCAGCAACUGCAGUCACAAGACAGGUGCUUACAUUCCACAGUCUGUACUGUUGGAGUUUCUCACGGGAAAGGGAGACUGGAUGUGACGUACACUGGUUUCCUGUUUUUCACUGUGUGAUUCUCUCCGAGCUGUUGAGGAGAGAGGAUGCAUUUCUCUGCUCCGGCAGAGGCAAGAUGUCUUUCUGUAAUAUACCAGCUUUGAACUGUAAAUAAAGCAAUAUAGAGUAUGUAGCACGUAUUGCUCAUCCUUCCGCUGGGCACGACAGACUCUGCUUUAAAUCAACACGUGGUUAUGGGCCCAGACAUCAAACACAUGAAGAUUUUUGGUUCUGACAUGUGGGUUCGCUCACCACAAAACUCCAAGUUAGACAAGCGUGGAUUGCAUGGUAUCUUUCUAGGUUAUCAGAAAGGGUCUUACAGAAUAAUGAUGACUGACUCUAAGACAAUUAAGCUCACGAGAAGUGUCGAGUACAAUGCAAAGUGGGGGAGAAUGUGGGAAUUUUCCAAUGUUAUCCUGAUGACGGUGAUGAGACUGAGGAUAGUCAAAGCAACCACAACAGCCCACACCCACUGAUGAAGGUUCUGAGUCUGAAUCUGAAACUGAAUCGGGUGAUUCAGAGGAUUUCGAGAGUGCGAAAGCCUCUAUGCGAACCCUCUGAAAGCUCUGAUCAAGAAUUGGAGGAACCAUUGUUCACAAUAGGUCGUUUUUCUCCUAAGAAGGAAGAGGAGAGUGUUGAAGACUUAAGGCUAAUUCGUAGGUCACAGAGAGCCACAAAAGGCAAACCUCCAAAGAGAUUUGCUGAUGCGUUUGCUACGAUAGCAGUAACAGCUGUUAAAAGCUCCAAGAAGGUAUUUGAACCUUCACGUUUCCAAGAAAUCCAGGGUUUGGAUUCGAAGGAAGCUGAGCCAUGGUUAAAUGCCAUGAAGGCUGAGCUUGAUUCCUUAGAAAGGAACAAAACAUGGGAGCUAGUUCCAGUAGUUCCAGGAAUGAAACUGCUUGAAGCAAAUGGGUCUUCAAAGCGAAGACAGAUCAAAAUGGCAAGAUAGUCAGACACAAAGCCAGAUUGGUAGCCAGAGGUUUUGCACAGGUACCAGGUGAAGACUAUCACGAGACCUAUUCACCCACAGUGAGAUAUGAAAGCAUUAGGCUUAUGCUUAAGCUAGCUGCAGAGGAAAAUCUACACAUUAGUCACCAUGAUAUUAAUACAGCUUUUCUGUACGGAUCUCUAGAUGAAUCACUUUAUAUGCUUCCACCUGAUGGCGUACAGGUAAAACAGGGAUUUGUUUGUGCUCUGAAGAAAUCCCUUUAUGGUCUCAAACAAAGUGCACGGUGUUGGCACACAAAACUCACUGAAGUAUUGUUUUCUCUAGGUUUUCAGCAAGGGAAAGCUGAUCCAUGUGUAUUUGUCAAAGAGGAGGGGCAAAAGAAACUGUACUGUUUGUUUUAUGUUGAUGAUUUAUUAUUCUUUUGGAAAGAUGUUGCAAUGUACAAUAACGCCCUAGCUCAACUGAAAGAGCACUUUGACAUGAAAGAUCUUGGUGAGGUAAACAACUACCUAUCUCUGGAAAUAGAGAGAGAUCAAGAUGGUAACAUUCUAGUACACCAGUCACGGAAAAUUGCUGAUGUGUUAAGCAAACUAAAUCUGAUGGAUGCUAACCCUGUAGACACACCGAUGACAACAGGUUAUCAGGUAGAUGACACUGAAGAAGCAUUUUCUGACACUACACUGUACAGGAGUGUGCUAGGCAAGCUAAACUUCAUUGCCAGAUGUUCAAGACCAGACAUUGCUGUUAGCUGUAAUUUGCUAAGCAGACAAGUCAACAAUCCUAGUGUCAAGGAUUGGAAAGCUCUGAAACGCAUAGCGCGGUAUUUGAAAGGCACUAUGCAUUACAGACUGAGAUUUAACAAUCAGAAGUCUGGUGGUCUUGAGAUAUUUGCAGAUGCAAGUUUUGGAAGUGACGCUACAGACAGGAAAAGUACGUCUGGAGUUUGCUACAUGUACAAUCAGGGUCUUUUUGAUUGGUCAUGCAAGAAGCAAACAACAGUUAGCUUAAGUACUUGUGAAGCUGAACUGAAUGCACUGUCUUAUUCACUUAAGGAUUGUGAAUGGUUAGUACAAUUGUGCAAAGAUAUGAAAAUUCCUGUCAAAUGUCCAAUCCAGGUUUACCAGGACAACAAAGCAUGUUUGGCUUUGCUGAAGUCUGAAGGUUGUAAGCAAAGCACAAAGCACUUACAAUUAAAGUUGCAGCAUGCUAGGGAAUGUAUUCAGAAGGGACUCGUAACGGUGUCCUAUAUGCCAGGUAAUGAAAUUCCUGCUGAUGUAUUGUCCAAGAUUGUAUCAAGGGAUCAACACUGUACCUAUGUGCAGAAGUUGGGUUUGUACUGAUACUGUACGAACACGCUGCCCAGUGAUGUUCACAGAAAGGGGGAGGAUGUUGGUUUCUAUUUCCUUCACUGAGCAGCAACUGCAGUCACAAGACAGGUGCUUACAUUCCACAGUCUGUACUGUUGGAGUUUCUCACGGGAAAGGGAGACUGGAUGUGACGUACACUGGUUUCCUGUUUUUCACUGUGUGAUUCUCUCCGAGCUGUUGAGGAGAGAGGAUGCAUUUCUCUGCUCCGGCAGAGGCAAGAUGUCUUUCUGUAAUAUACCAGCUUUGAACUGUAAAUAAAGCAAUAUAGAGUAUGUAGCACGUAUUGCUCAUCCUUCCGCUGGGCACGACAGACUCUGCUUUAAAUCAACAGCUGAGCCUCUUCACCGACUCCUCAGCACAAAGACGCCUUGGUCCUGGGGUCAUCGGGAGACGGCGGCCUUCAACGCGGUCAAGGCUCUCCUUUCAUUGGACAGUGUGCUGGUACAGUACAGUGAAGCCAGGCUGCUGGUCCUUGCCUGUGACGCCUCACCUUUUGGCAUCGGCGCUGUCCUUAGUCACCGUUUUCCAGACGGAAGAGAAGCACCGCUCGCCUACUUUUCCAGGACGCUAUCUCCAACGGAACGGAAUUACAGCCAGCUCGACAAGGAGGCACUGGCACUUGUGGCUGGAGUGAAGAGGUUCCAUGAAUACCUCUACGGCAGGACUUUUGACCUCAUCACUGACCACAAGCCGCUCCUGGGCCUCCUCGCCGGUGAUCGUCCAACUCCACUGGUCCUUUCGCCGCGCAUGCUGCGAUGGACUGUUUUCUUGGCUGCCUACCACUACCGGCUCUUCCAUCGCCCGGGAAAUCGAUGGGCCAUGUCAACGCCCUCAGCCAUUGCCCUCUUCCAGCGUUUGUGGAGGACCCGGCUCCUGCUUCAUCGCUCCUCCUGAUUGAGGAUCUUCCGGCAGCGCCUGUAUCGGCUGCCACUGUGGCCUCCGCAUCUGCCCAGGAUCGCACCAUCAGCCGUGUGCUCAACUGGGUGUGGAGGGGGUGGCCACAAGGGCCUUUUGCAUCGGAGUUCCAACCGUUCGCAACCAGACAACAUGAACUCUCGGCUCAUCGCGGCUGUCUGCUGUGGGAAGACCGCGUCGUGAUUCCCCAAAGACUCCGUCAACGUGUCCUGGAGGCUCUGCACGUUGGCCACCUGGGAAUCGUCAAGAUGAAGGCGUUGGCUCGGUGUUACGUCUGGUGGCCUAACAUGGACGAUGCCAUCACUGCCUGGGUGUCCGCCUGUCAAGCGUGCCAAGAAUCAAGGCCUGCACCACCGGCAGCUAAGGGACACACCUGGGAGACGCCCAAGACACCCUGGUCGAGGGUGCACAUCGAUCUGGCCGGCCCCUUUCACGGCCAGACCUUUAUGGUAGUGGUAGAUGUCUAUUCCAAAUGGCUGGAGGUGGCCCUGAUGCCCUCCACCACUACCGAGGCCGUCAUCCGGGUGCUGCGAGGCCUCUUUGCGACGCAUGGGUGUCCUGAUGUCCUUGUCUCCGACAACGGACCGCAGUUCACAUCAGGCACUUUUGAGUGGUAUCUUUUGGGACUGGGCAUCCGCCAUGCCCUAACGGCACCAUUUCAUCCAUCCAGCAACGGGCAGGCGGAGAGGAUGGUGCGCUCGGCAAAAGAGGCACUGGCGUGCCUGGACCGGGGAGAUUGGCACGAGUGGGUCGCCGAAUACUUGUUUGUGCAACACAUCACCCCUCAUGCGGCCACAGGGCGGAGUCCUGCUGAACUGCUUAUGGGCCGCCGCCUCAGGUCCCCACUCGACCAGCUGCACCCGAACCCCGAACCCCCAGGCUGUGCCAAUGCGCCACGGUCAUUUGUUUCAGGAAACCAGGUCUUUGCCCGGAACUAUGUGGGGGACAUUCCUUGGGUGCCAGCCACAGUAGUGGGAGUCACUGGACCUCGCUCGUACCAGGUGGCACUCGAAGACGGACGCUUGUGGUGCCGGCACAUAGACCAGCUUAGGCGCAGGGUUGGGGACUUGGACACUACCGUGGUGCCCCCAACUGCGCCCCCAACUGCGCUCGUGGCUCCGGAAGAGACACUUACAGAUGCUGAGGCUCCACUUCCCUCGCAAACUGCCAGCGUGGAGCCGAACCAAGCCACUUCAGAGGGUUGGUUUCUACUUUUCAUUCUGAACGUUUCUACUUUUCAUUCUGGAAAUAAAAUACUCCUACUGAGUUGUUGGAAGUGGAGAAGUGAUGUUUUAUGGCUUCUACGCUUGUUUGGACUUGUUGGGCGAGAAGGAAAAGAACUCCUCUUAAAUCAUGUUGCGAAGCACCCUGCUAAUGUAUGCUCUAGUAAUGCACAGUUAAAUAAUUCACAGGCUAGAAGGUCUUGUCUAAGUGCUUUGGAUUAAUGGGAAACUGGUGCAUUCCAGUGGGGAAUCCUUAACGGUACCUUAGCUGAUGAAUCCGUUUUGCGCCUUGGACUCAUGUCACAUGACUUUCUCCCAUCCAUCCCUUCCUUCUUGCAUCAGAUAAUAGUGUGCAUCCUUAAGCUGCUCAUGUCUUGGGGUUUGCUGUGCAUUUCAGAAUUUUAAGCCAGGGGAUGGGGAACCUCCAGCCCAUGGGCCUCAUCAGACCCACCAGGCCUCCCCCGUUUGAUGCCCGGUGUGGGGCAGAUAAACACAUGACUGGGCUGCGGUUUCCAGACACCCCAUGUCAGCUGAUUGUUGGCACCUGCAAAGUCCCCUGCACAACCCUUUGCAAGCCCUGUCAAUCAGGGGACUGGCGAGGCUUGCAAAUAGUGCUCUGCAGGUGCUGACAAUCAGCUGAUCAUCGGUGCUUGAAAGGCACAGUGCCUUCAUCUGCACCCUUUGAUUUUAAGCAUUAUGGGCAAAAAUGGGCCACCUGCUGUCAUUGUAACAUUGGGUGAUACUUGUCAAAUUUGGCCUGUAGGGGUUGGGGAAAUAAGGAUCUGGUCUGUUGGCUGGAUCUAAAUCUCCACCUCUUUUUUACACUCCACAAACACCUCGAUCUCUAAGGGAAUGUCCUAAAUCUUGGGGGUAAGAGUAUUUUCUACUUGGCUUGAAAGCUUUUGCUAUUGAAUGCCCCCUUCCAUGUUCAUCUGGUUCCAGGCUGAUGCAGUUGGCACAGCUGCUCCUACCAGGUUCCCACCCUCUGAUCUGCUGGGCACCUCUAUUUAUCUCAUAGCCCCCACUCUCUUUAAGUCUUGAGCCUCAAAAUACCUGGAAACCCUACGCUUUGCACUUCUAGAUAACUCUAAAUGUGUUGAACGGUGGGAAGCACACACAGGUCAUUAAAUUCGUGCAUGUGUGUUUAUGUUGUGGUUAAUGUACAUAACCAAAAUGUGUGACACUGAAGGUGUGAGUCUUCAUAACGUAUAUAAAUUCAAGGGCCUUGACUGUUCUGCUUUUCCACAUAAGAUUUGUUGCUUGAGUGUAUCUGUCUUAAUCCUUGUGUAACAAAACUGCUUUGAGGAAGUGGCUUUAACAGUUUUGAGAUAUUGGUAACCACAUCUCCCUCCUGGGUUUCUUCUCUCUGGCCAGAAAUCGUUGGAGAUGAGGGCUGAGCCAAGAAAAAUACUAGAAUCCCAUAAUGUUUGGUUAUAGUAUUCUAAAACAUUAGGAUCAGAUAAGCUCCAUAACAUCUUAGAAAACCAAUUCCGCUGUUGCGUCAAGGAUGGAGUAACUUUUGAAACAGAGUCCUAGCCAAAAAGUUGUCUUUAAAGUUAUUUAUGUUAAAAGCAACAGCAACAACACUGCUAAGGCAAAAUUGUGUCCUUAGUUGUUAUAGAUCUGCACCAUGGUUCUUUCUUUUGCCAGAGUAAAAUAUAUUUUCAUAUCUGUGCACUCGCUGCCAUUUUAAGUUUAAGGCAGGAGAAAGCAAUGCUUGGUCUGCAGCCCCAGACACACUUUUAAUUGGUAAGUCCCAUUGGACUCAGCGGGGCUCACCUCUGAGACUUCCCCAGACUGGUUCCCUCCGAUGUUGGCCAGGGAUGAUGGGCAUUUACAUUCCAAAAGACAUUGAGAGCAUCAGCUUGGAGAGUCUCUAGUGCAGGGGUAGGCAACCUAAGGCCUGGGGGCUGGAUGUGGCCCAAUUGCCUUCUCAAUCCAGUCUGUGGACAGUCUGGGAAUCAGCAUGUUUUUACAGGAGUAGAAUGUGUCCUUUUAUUUAAAAUGCAUCUGUGGGUUAUUUGUGGGGCAUAGGAAUUUGUUCAUUCCCCCCCCCCAAAAAAAAGAUAUAGUCUGGCCCACCACAUGGUCUGAGGGAUGGUGGACCGGCCCACAGCUGAAAAAGGUUGCUGACCCCUGCUCUAGUGGAUUGGGGUUUUUUGUCUCUACCAGAUAUGAUCCUCUUAACCAUAAAGUUUAAAAGCAAAGAGAUGUCAGCCAUAAAGCCUCUUAUUCAUCUUUGUCCCCAGGAUCUGGCAAUCAGAGGUGUCUACCCCCUGCAAAUGUCCUUCCUAGCUAAUAACCUUUAGUAGACCUAUCCUUUCUGAACAUUUCUCAUCCUUUCGAUUGUCAUUUUAUAAUAAUGAAGUGGAAGAAUAAAUGUCCGCCCACUCCAGUUAAGGCUUCCAAUAUACCAAUGACAUUAAUUAUAUGAAUUUGCAACAUUCAAGUUUCUAAUAGUGCCCUCUGUACUGAGGUACUUGCUUUAUUGAAAGGAAAUGAGAGAAUGCAGAAGGAAUGAAUAAGCUCUUGGUUUUCAAAAGCUUCUUAUGCCAAGUGGAAAAUUUUGGGAGGACAGAGAUUCUGCUUUUAUACAGUGGGCCUAUUUUUUUUUAAGUGUACAUACAAACAGCCAGAAAAAAAAUCCACUAUGCAAUUCUAACCUGAAAUUUGGAAGAAUUCAUUCUUAAUUAAAACAACAACCGUGUUUAAUUAGAGUUCCCUCUCUCUUUCUCUUCUAAUUUUAAAAAUAAGAGUAAUAAAAAGAUGAUUUCAUCGUUGAGUUUAGAAGUUCACAGUUUUGUAACACCCUGAAACUAUGGCUGUGGUGAUGAAUUGGACCACAGAUGUCAGAAGGUCAAUGUUUUGCUGGUUUUUAAACCAGAUUAUUUAAACCAGAUGUUUCAAUAUAUGCACCGCAUUAUUUGCUAAUUAUUAAUAUUUUUCAUUAUUGUUCAGCUCUAUGCAGACCAUUAAACACUUACAAAGCACCUGAAAUUAUCUAAGCAUUUUAUACGUAUCAGAAGAUAAGAUUACCUGCCUGCAGGCCCACAAUCUAAUAGCCACGAUACAUAAAGAAAAAGGAAUAGGGAGGGAAGAGGCAAGCAAGCGUUAGGGCAGCUUCUUCUGCACUGGCUAAUGGAUGGGACCAGGUUUUACUCCCCAGUGGCAUGAUAUUCUUUAUAAGAGACAAGGUACAGCCUCCCAGUGCCCUUAAUGUCCUGACUGGUGGGAGAGGUCAGAGAGUAUGCCUCCCUUUGAUUCUGCAGUCCUGUGGCAAUUGAGAGUAACUAGCCUUAUUAGGAGUAACUAGCCUUAUUAAGUAACUAGCCUUAUUAAGAGGAGACUCUUGGGAGUCCCAUGAACUGCAAGAAGAUCAAACCUAUCCAUUCUGAAGGAAAUCAGCCCUGAGUGGUCACUGGAAGGACAGAUCGUGAAGCUGAGGCUCCAGUACUUUGGCCACCUCAUGAGAAGAGAAGACUCCCUGGAAAAGACCCUGAUGUUGGGAAAGAUGGAGGGCACAAGGAGAAGGGGACGACAGAGCUAGAGAUGGUUGGACAGUGUUCUUGAAGCUACCAGCAUGAGUUUGACCAAACUGCGGGAGGCAGUUGAAGACAGGAGUGCCUGGUGUGCCUGGUCUAUGGGGUCACAAAGAAUUGGACACGACUAAAUGACUAAACAACAACAGCCUUAUUAUUACAUAUCAUUAUUAGUUGUUACUGCUUUGGGUUUCAGAGGGCAGGACCAGUCUCUGGCAUCUCCAAAAAGUGUAUUAAAACUUUGGGGAAUUUUCCAUGAUCCUAUUAUAACCAAGCUAAAACGUAAGAUAGUAGUUUCAUUUUUUAAAACUAAUUUUUCAUUAUUUACACAUCUCCAAAAAGUGUAUUAAAACUUUGGGGAAUUUUCCAUGAUCCUAUUAUAACCAAGCUAAAACGUAAGAUAGUAGUUUCAUUUCUUUAAACUAACUUUUCAUUAUUUACACUUAGGGAAUAAUUGCUUUUGUGAUCUUCAGGGUAAAAUUCCCGCUAAAAUCAAUCAAUAAUUUUAAAGUGAGGAGUAUUGUCACCAUAGUCUGUUUGCACAUUUCCACAGGACACUGAGGGAAGUACAGUUGGGAGGCAGAAUGCUGAAAUGGCUAAAUUGUUUCGUUCCAGAAACAGCACCAUCUUAACACUGCGCAAAGUGUGCCGAUUCUUGCCGAACCGAGUAUAGAGACUUGGAAACACAGCUGUUCAGGUCAUUCCUAGCAGCGUUUCUUUAAUUUAAGUUUGUAAGGAUCAUAGAAUCAUAGAAUCAUAGAGUUGGAAGAGACCACAAGGGCCAUCGAGUCCAACCCCCUGCCAAGCAGGAAACACCAUCAGAGCGCUCCUGACAUAUGGUUGUUAAGCCUCUGCUUAAAGACCUCCAAAGAAGGAGACUCCACCACAGUCCUUGGCAGCAAAUUCCACUGUCGAACAGCUCUUACUGUCAGGAAGUUCUUCCUAAUGUUUAGGUGGAAUCUUCUUUCUUGUAGUUUGGAUCCAUUGCUCUGUGUCCGCUUCUCUGGAGCAGCAGAAAACAACCUUUUCCCUCCUCUAUGUGACAUCCUUUUAUAUAUUUGAACAUGGCUAUCAUAUCACCCCUUAACCUCCUCUUCUCCAGGCUAAACAUGCCCAGCUCCCUUAGCCAUUCCUCAUAAGGCAUCGUUUCCAGGCCUUUGACCAUUUUGGUUGCCCUCCUCUGGACACGUUCCAGUUUGUCAGUGUCCUUCUUGAACUGUGGUGCCGAGAACUGGACACAGUACUCCAGGUGAGGUCUGACCAGAGCAGAAUACAGUGGCUCUAUUACUUCCCUUGAUCUAGAUGCUAUACUCCUAUUGAUGCAGCCCAGAAUUGUAUUGGCUUUUUUAGCUGCCGCGUCACACUGUUGGUUCAUGUCAAGUUUGUGGUCAACCAAGACUCCUAGAUCCUUUUCACAUGUACUGCUCUCAAGCCAGGUGUCCCCCAUCUUGUAUUUGUGCCUCUCAUUUUUUUGCCCAAGUGCAAUACUUUACAUUUCUCCCUGUUAAAAUUCAUCUUGUUUGUUUUGGCCCAGUUCUCUAAUCUGUCAAGGUUGUUUUGAAGUGUGAUCCUGUCCUCUGGGGUGUUAGCCACCCUCCCAGUUUGGUGUCAUCUGCAAAUUUGAUCAGGAUGCCCUUGAGUCCAUCAUCCAAGUCGUUGAUAAAGAUGUUGAAUAAGACCGGGCCAAGACAGAACCCUGUGGCACCCCACUAGUCACUCUUCUCCAGGAUGAAGAGGAACCAUUGAUGAGCACCCUUUGGGUUCGGUCAGUCAGCCAGUUACAAAUCCACUGAGUGGUAGUAUAGUCAAGACCGCAUUUUACCAGCUUCUUUACAAGAAUAUCAUGGGGCACCUUGUCAAAUGCCUUGCUGAAAUCAAGGUAGGCUACAUUCACUGCGUUCCCUUCAUCUACCAGGCUUGUAAUUCUGUCAAAAAACGAGAUCAGGUUAGUCUGACAUGACUUAUUUUUCAGAAAUCCAUGUUGACUAUUGGUGAUCACAGCAUUCCAUUCUACGUGCUCACAGACUGUUUGCUUAAUAAUCUGCUCCAGAAUCUUCCCUGGUAUUGAUGUCAGACUGACUGGGCCGUAAAUAUUUGGGUCCUCUCUUUUCCCCUUUUUGAAAAUAGGGACAACAUUUGCCCUCCUCCAGUCUGCCGGGACUUCGCCUGUUCUCCAGGAAUUCUCAAAGAUGACUGCCAGUGGUUCUGAGAUCACAUCUGCCAGUUCUUUUAAUACUUUUAAUACUCUUGGAUGCAGUUCAUCUGGCCCUGGAGACUUGAAUACAUCUAAACUAGCCAAGUAUUCUUGUACUAUCUCCUUUGUUAUUCUGGGCUGUGUUUCCUCUGCUGAAUCAUUUGCUCCAAAUUCUUCAGGUCGGGCAUUGUUUUUUUUAUCGGAGAAGACUGAGGCAAAGAAGGCAUUGAGGAGUUCAGCCCUUUCUGUGUCCCCUGUUUGCAUUUCACCAUCUUCUCCUUUGAGUGACCCCACUGUUUCUUUGUUCUUCCUUUUGCUACGAACAUACCCAUAAAAGCCUUUUUUGUUGCUUUUAACUCUCUAGCAAGCCUGAGUUCAUUCUGUGCUUUAGCUUUUCUGACUUUGUGUCUACACGUGCUGGCUAUUUGUUUGAAUUCCUCUUUGGUGGUUUCCCCCCUUUUCCAUUUUUUGUACACAUCCUUUUUUAAUCUUAACUCAGUUAAAAGUUCUUUAGAAAGCCACCCUGGCUUCUUUAGGCACCUUCCAUGUUUCCGUCUCAUUGGUAUUGCCUGACGUUGUGCUUUUACUAUCUCCCUCUUAACAAACUCCCAGCCAUCAUGAACUCCCUUUCCUUUUAGUAUUACUGUCCAUGGGAUCUCACCCAGCACUUCCCUAAGUUUUAUGAAGUCAGCUUUCUUAAAGUCAAGAAAUUGAGUCCUAGUAUGCUUGGCUGCUCCUUUCCGUUGUAUAGUAAACUUCAGAAGAGCAUGAUCACUCGCGCCUAAUGAUCCUUCCACUUCUACCCCACUAACCAGGUCAUCAACAUUGGUUAGGACCAGAUCUAAAAUGGCUGUUCCUCUUGUUGCUUCUCCCACUUUCUGGACAAUGAAGUUGUCUGCAAGGCCAGUGAGGAAUCUGUUUGACCUUAUGCUCUUGGCUGAGUUUGACAUCCAACAAAUAUCCGGGUAAUUGAAGUCCCCCAUUACUACUAUCUCCCUUCCUUUUGCAUGCUUGGCCAUCUGUUCCAGGAAGGCAUCAUCUAUGUCCUCCGCUUGGCUUGGGGAUCUAUAGUAAACUCCCACAAUGAGGUCACUGUUAUUCUUCUCUCCUUAAUUUUGACCCAAAUGCUCUCACUUUGGCUUUGAGGUUCUAAAUCUUGGAUCUCUUCACAGGUAUACACAUCCCUGACAUAUAACGCCACUCCUCCUCCUUUCUUGUUCUGGUCUGUUUCUCUGAAAUAGAUUGUAUCCCCCCAUUAUUACAUUCCAAUCGUGGGACUUAUCCCACCAGGUUUCAGUGAUGCCUAUUAUGUCAUAUUUAGUUUGCUGUACCAAGAGCUCAAGCUCAUCUUGUUUAUUUCCCAUGCUUUGCGCAUUAGUGUACAGACAUUGAAGUCCAUUAAUCAUUCCCCUGUGUCUCUUAUUUAAGGAUUUUUUCCUCCCACCACUAGGUCUGCAUGCUGUUUGCUCCAUUUGGUCUAUGACAUUUGGAUGAUCAUCUUCAUCAAUUGAUAGACUCCUACCUUCAGGAGCACUGUCUCCCUCCCCCACAUUAGUCAGUUUAAAACCCUCCUGAUGAGGUUUCUGAGAUUUUUGGCAAAAACAUUUCUCCCAACCGUUGUGAGGUGCAGCCCAUCGCUUGCCAGAAGUCCAUCUUCAAGAAACUGCAGUCCAUGAUCUAAGAAUCCAAACCGUUCCUGUUUACAUCAUUUGCGAAGCCAGCUGUUCACUUCCACUAUUUUUCCCUCUCUCCCUGGGCCACGUCGUUCAACUGGGAGGACAGAUGAGAUGACAAUUAGUGCAUUUAAUUGCUUCAAUUUCCUGCCCAGAGCCUCGUAGUCUCUUUUGAUCUUCUGGAGGCUAUUGCUUGCAGUGUCAUUGGUUCCCACAUGAACCAAGAGGAAGGGGUAUUUGUCAGUGGGUUUUAUGAUUCCUUGCAGUCGUUCAGUUACAUCUUGGAUCUUAGCCCCGGGAGACAGCACAAUACCCGAGACAUCUUGUCAGGCCCACAGAUCACUGCUUCUGUUCACCUCAGUAGGGAAUCCCCUAUCACCACUACACGCCUCCUCUUAGGUUUGGUCAGGGUUCUUCCGUGCGCUGUCCGUUCCAAGGUCGCCUGCACAUUCCCUGAGGACUGACUUUGCUGCUCGUCUUCAUAUACCUGAUCGACUGUAAUGAGGGAGAGAUCCUCAAAUGGAGUCUGCUCUUCGUCUUCCAUGCUAGGGGAGAGGACCUCAAAGCGAUUGUGUAUUUCUAAACAAUCAGAGCGAACCCUGGGCCUCCUACUUCUUUGAGUCACGUUUCUCCAUAUAUCUGACUCCUGUGUUGGUGAACUAGCCUCCUUCACAGGGGAGUCCCCUGUCUCCUCCUUGGUGGAGACGGUGUGCUCUGUUGCUUCCAAGAAGAGCUCCAGCUCUCUAAUUCUUUGGAGCGUAGCUACACGUUCCUCCAGUUGCUGGACUUUGUCUUUUAAGAGGGCAAUCAACAUGCAAUUGCUGCAGGUAAAGCUGCCUGCAACCUUUGGCAAGAUGGCAAACAUUGCACAGGAACCGCAGGCGACUGCAGCUGUUCCCUCCCCCUCCAUCUUGAGAACGUGUAGUUGGGGGUGGCUACAGCGGUCCUCCAUCAUAAAAGCGUGAAGACAGGAUUAAUAAUUCCCACCCCCCGAAAAAAAACCUAGGUCUCCCCCAACAAACGUUUGAGACUAGCUCCCCAAAUCUAAAAGAUGGAUCAAACUGCGCGUGCCCCUAGGCGCAUGCCGCUGCCCUGGAAGCUCUGAUAAGCUCCUCCCACAGCUAAUCACCUGCCUCAACAGAAACCCUGCCCCCUCUGACCUUUGCACAGGGAGAGCAGCUAAUCAGCCACAAAGAAACACACACACACACACACACAAGAAAACCCUUUUUGCUCCUUCUUCAACUGCUGCCCUGCAAGGAUGAAACAGGUUGAUGGGUUUAGGACAAGCUGAGCAGCUGUCCUAAGUUAAGGUAGGGCUGUUGUGUAAGUGAAAUGAAUACAAACCACCCUCUGAGAUGGAAUUUAAUAAAUUGGAGGCUGCUGUCCGGCACAUUUAAGCUUGCUUAAAUUCCGCUGAAGUCAAUGGGGAGAACCAAGGAAGGAUGAGGAUGCGACCUCUGGGUUAUUAUUGGGGAAUAUGGUUCAGAACACCACAUCUCAUUUUCUUUGCAACAUCAGGUCAUAAGAACAAUAGGAGAGCUUUGCUGGAUCAGACCAAAGCUUUGCUGGAUCAGACCAAAGGCCUGUCAAAUCCAGCACAUUGGUCAGCCAGGGAAACCCACAAGCAGGGCAUGAGGACAAUGUCUAUCUCCCGUUUUUGUUCCCCAGGGAACUUGUACGCAGAGUCAUACUUCCUCUGAUCCUGAAGGUAGCAUUCAGCUGUCAUGACUGGUAAAGGUAAAGGGACCCCUGACCGUUAGGUCCAGUCGCGGACAACUCUGGGUUGCGGCGCUCAUCUCACUUUACUGGCCGAGGGAGCCGGCGUACAGCUUCCUGGUCAUGUGGCCAGCAUGACUAAGCCACUUCUGGCGAACCAGAGCAGCGCAUGGAAACACCGUUUACCUUCCCGCUGGAGUGGUACCUAUUUAUCUACUUGCACUUUGACGUGCUUUCGAAUUGCUAGGUUGGUAGGAGCUGGGACUGAGCAACGGGAGCUCACCCCGUUGCUGGGGUUCGAAUUGCCGACAUUCUGAUUGGCAAGGCCUAGGCUCAGUGGCUUAGACCACAGCACCACCCACGUCCCGUCAUAACUAGUACCCUUCGCUUUAUCCCCAAGUAAUUUGUAAGUAAAGGUAAAGGACCCCUGGACGGUUAAGUCCAGUUGAUGGUGACUAUGGGUUGCAGCGCCCAUCUUGCUUUUCAGGCUGAGAGAGGCGGCGUUUGUCCACAGAUAGCUUUCCAUAUCAUGUGCCCAGCAUGACAAAACUGCUUCUGGCGCAACAGAACACAGUGACAGAAACCAGAGCGCACGGAAACACUGUUUGCCUUCCUGCCACAGUGGUACCUAUUUCUCUACUUGCACUGGCAUGCUUUCGAACUGCUAGGUUGGCAGGAGCUGGGGCAGAGCAACGGGAGCUCACCCCGUGACAGGGAUUCGAACCGCCAACCUUCCGAUCGGCAAGCCCAAGAGACUCAGUGGUUUAGACCACAGCACCACCCGUGUCCCCUGUACCUUUUUAUAAGAUUCCUUAGCUGUCCUUCACCACAGGGCAGGUUACAACAAUGAAAGAUGCAGUGAUAAAAACAAAUAAGGCAGUAAAGCCAUCGCAGCUCAAGCCAGAACAAUAUAGAUUCGACAAAAGUUGGGGGUCCUGUAAAACCAAAUGCCUUAGGGUUGUAUCCAAAGCAGUGACUCAUUAUGUUGGUGCAAGUAUUUACAGUUUCACAGCUGAGCACCCCCUCUCUCCUCCCCCUAUGCACCCCCUAAACUUGUUCUUGUGGUUUCCCACACUUUAGAACAGAUUGGGGAAAGCUGCAGGGGGAGAACAUAAGAAGAGUUUCCUGGAUCAGGCCAGUGACCCAUCUAGUCCAGCAUUCUGUUCUUACAGAGAACACAAGGAAACUUGCAGACAGGACCUGAGCACAAGAAGAAAAAAACCCCACCAUAGUCUCCAGCUACUGGGACUCAGAAACAUUACUGUCUUUGACUGGAGACAGAGAACAGCCAUCACGGGGAGUGGGGAAGUUCUUUUGCAUUGGAUACCACCCUUAACUGUCAAAAGGCCAGAGUUCCACAACAUACGAUGGAAGCUAUAUAAGGAAAAUACUAGGUGCCUCUCAACAGGGCCUUCUUUGCUAUCCUUAACCCCGGUAGGAAAGGAGGUGGCCUUUCAGAUAGUUGGGUCGUAUGCUGUUGAAGGAACACAGCGUCUACUGAAUCAGACCAUUGGUCCAUCUACCUUGGUAUUGUCUAAAUGAACUGGGAAUUUCGGAAUUUCAGACAGAGGGCAGUCCCUCUGAAGAUGUCAAGGAUUGAACCUGCUCAUACCACAGAGUUACCCUACAUCAAGCAGAUAAGAGCUAGUGUGGUGUAGUGGUCAAGAGUGGUACACUCAUAAUCUGGGGAACCGGGUUUGCAUCUCCGCUCCUCCACAUGCAGCUGCUGGGUGACCUUGGGCCAGUCACACUUCUCUGAAGUCUCUCAGCCCCACUCACCUCACAGAGUGUUUGUUGUGGGGGAGGAAGGGAAAGGAGAAUGUUAGCCGCUUUGAGACUCCUUAGGGUAGUGAUAAAGCGGGAUAUCAAAUCCAAACUAUUAGGAAGCUGCCUAGUACUGCAUCAGACCAUUGUUCCAACCACCUCAGUAUUGUCCACACGGACUGGCAGCAGUGACUCUCCAGGGUUUCGUACACCUGUCUAACUUGGAGGCAAUCAGCACAUCUUGGGGUGUUCUGUGACUCCCUCCACCCCCCUUACUUAAGAAUCGCUGAGUGAAUUAUUCACAUAAUAUGAUAAUUUGCAAUCAAGUCACAUCUACGGGGGGGGGGGGGUUGUGGCAGAGAGGUGGGAGAAGAAAAAGGCUUUUAAUUUUCAAUUCCAUUGUGUUCUUUUUCUCCCCUCGCCCAUGCUCCAAUUAAAGGGUGGAAAGAAUGCAUAAUCAGAUUGAAGAUAAUUCUGACUUUUCUUGAUUUAUUGCUAGUUCACUUGGCAUGUAUUGACUGUGUGUUGAUGUGUGAUUAGGUUUAUCAUCCCUUUGGGCCGCCAUUGACUGCUGCCAACUGAUUUUUCCCUGUUUAUAAUGCCAGACCUUCGUAUCCCUUUUCCCUCCCGCAUUGCACUAUGUACAUAAGCAGAAGGGGAGGAAAAACUGCUUCCAUUAUAUGCGUUUUUAAAACACACACAUCUGGAAUCUUUAAAUGAUUGCAGCAUCUUUCAGUUUAGACAGUUUAAAAAAGCUAUGUCUUUUGAAACCAGGCAGUAAUUAUGUGAGGAUUGCAAAAAGGUUUUAGCACCCUAAUGGCCUCAUCCUGUCUUCUGAAAAUAGGAAGUUGCCUUAUACCAUAUCAUUUGUCCAUUGAACUCCAGUGUGGUGUUUAGUGGUGUCCAGUGUGGUGGUUAGGGUGUCUGACUAGGAUCUGGGAGACCAGGGUCCAAAUCUAAUCUGUCUCAUGAAGCUCCUUGAGUCAAUUCACUGUCUCUUAGCCUCCCAGGCUUGCUGUGAGGACAGAAUGAGGAGGGGGAAAGUCAUUCAUGCUGUGACCUUGAGCUUCUUGGUGGAAAGAAGGGAAAGAAAUCUAAUGAAGAAACAAACAGACAGACUUGGUAUUGUCUACACUGACUGGCAGCAGUUGGGUCUUUCUCAGUGCUAUCUGGAGAUGAUCUAGGGACCUUCUGUAUGCAAGGCAGAUGUUCUGCCACUCAGCUUUGGCCCUUCUAGGGUCUAGAAGCCAAGCCUUAUGAGGAACGGUCGAAGGAGCUGGGUAUGUUUAGCCUGGAAAAGAGGAGGCUGAGGGGAGAUAUGAUAGCCAUUGUCAAAUAUCUGAAGGGCUGUCACAUGGAGGAUGGAGCCAGCUUGUUUUUUCCUGCUCUGGAAGGUAGGACUCGAAUCAAUGGCUUCAAGUUGCAGGAAAGCAGAUUCCGAAUAGACAUACGAAAAAACUUUCUGGUGGUAUGAGCUGUUCUGACAGUGGAACAGUCUCCCUCGGGAGGUUGUGGACUUUCCUUCCUUGGAGGCUUUUAAACAGAGGUUGGAUGGCUAUCUGUCAUGGAUGCUUUAGCUGAGAUUCUCCACAUUGCAGGGGGUUGGACUAGAUGACCCUUGGGCCCAAUUAUGUGAGUUCAGAAUGCACCAGAAAGCUAAAAGAAAGGAAGUUCAUUCAAAUGGUUAACGCAGAUGGUUUGUUCUUGUAAUGCCAUCAGGUUGUAAAGGUGGGAAGCUUUUGGCUACAUGGAUGCAUGCAACCUGUAAUUUCCCAAAGGCCACAUUGUCGAUGCACAAAUUGCAUGGUUUGUGCAACUUCACUGAUAGUUCCUGAGAACUUUCUUUUGCUGAUUUUGUUAUGGAUUCCUUCCCUCCUAUUCCUUGUACAUCCGUUUAUUAUUAUUAUUUUUAUUACGUUUUCAAAAUGGAUACACACACAUAUUUUGUUACCUGUUGAACUACUCCUCAUUUACAUCCAGUUUAUUUAUUUUUUCCUUUUUCAGUUGUAUAUGAGCACCGGUCAAGAUUAGAGAAAUCUUUGCAGAAAGAAAGGCUUGAACAUAAGAAAGCAAAAGAAGGUAAAAGAUUUUACUUUUCACAAAAAGAAAAAGGAUAGGAAACAGGAGAAAUGUUGUUCCUACUUGUAUUGUUAUUACAGGAACACUGUGUUGCAUUCAGGGCCAUCGCGGUUUUCAAGACUCCUUUAAAAUAGGUUAUGCUUUGCCAAACAUUUUUGAAAAUAAGAAUUGGCUAUUUUGCAAAUCUCUGGAGUUUCUUAAUGAGUUUUUACUGCCAUCUAGUGGAUAAGGACAACAGCAACAAAACUCCAUCUGACUAUAUGAGUGUUUUCCCAAAAUAAAGUUUUGAUUCUUGCACUCAAAAACACAUUUAUAUUUCUACAGUUAAUACCUAUGGAUAUAUUUCCUGGCCAGUACUCAGAACAAUAGGCAAACACUCUUUGCAGAUUAUGGCAUAAUUCAGGUAACAGUGUCUCCUGGCGUCCCAUUAUAACCAUUGCUCAUUCGGCUAGGGCUGUGCUUUCUGGGUCAUGUUGGCACUUCUGAGAGACCACUGCAUCUCUGAGUUGUAGCACAGGCUUAAUAAGUCAGUCCUGGUAUAUCCUUAUUCCAGUGGUGGGUUUCAGGCCCCCCAGGUCUCUGGAUUUGGCCUGUGAGGCUGUUUUGGAUAAGUCCAUGCCCACCUUCCCAAGCCUGAUUUGCCCUCCCAGUUCUUCCUUUGCAGCUGUGGCUUUAAUAUUUCUGUGUGUGAUGGGAAAUCCCUGAUGUCACGGCACAUGCCUGGCAUCCCAUGAUGUCAGGCAAUUGACAGGUGAUUGGCUCCGCCCACUUGGGUCUGUGGUUGAUCGGGGUUCCUAUCUCCAUAUUGGAAACCCUAAGGACAAGUAAACCUUCCUACUAACAUGGAUUAUGUGUUGCUUGUGUCUAUGCAUGCAGUGUAAUUGUGGAGACCUGGUUUUGUCCCAAGUGCUCUCAAUUGCCUCUUUAUGUGUGCACAACAAACGCCUGAAGAAGACUCUCCUAGUAGCUGAAUGUGUAAACCAACAGCCUCAGCAGGGUCCGUAGCAAAAGGUUGUAUUCAGCUCACGAGAAGACCCAUUGACAUUAAUGGCCCUAAGUUAGCAAUGUCUGUUAAUUUUAGUGGGGCUACUCUGAAUGGGACUUAGUUACACUGACUUAAAACGAUGCAAUGCUAUGAUUAAUGAACAACGCCUUCAUUGGACUGAGAUACCCAGAGGGACUCUUGAAUUUGUCUAUCUUUAUCAGGGAUGACCUAAAUGGAGACGAACAAUGAAUUCACCUUUCUGUAUUGUUAAAGAGAUUUUCUGCAUUUCUUUUGUCUGGGGGAGAGAUGCAGAAGAUUUCUUCCUCAAAACAGCAAGAUGGUUUCAUUGUUCAGCCUGUUUAGGCCAUCUUUCCAAUUAGCAACUCAUCUUCCUAAUUAAGGAUAUAGCAGAUUAGACUGAUACCACCUGUAUGCAGAGAUGUUUUGACUUUGUCUCUUGGAUGUGUUUUAUUGUUUUGCAGUUGAUUUAUUGUAUGCCUUUUAAAUGUUUAAACACAUCGCAUGCCGCCCUAAUAGCUGUAUAGAUGGAGAUUAUAAAUAUAAAUAGACUUUAGCCUUUUAACAUCAUUUUCUCUUCCUUUUUGUUUUUUAGACUUUCUUGUUUAUAAAUUAGAAGCACAAGAAACACUAAAUAAAGGAAGGGUAAGUGUGCAGAAGUAAUGAACAAGAUGUUUCUGCUUAUUGCAUAAGCUGAACUGAUAAUAGAGUUAUGAAUGCUCUUAACAUUUAACCUGUUCCAAGGUAUGAAGAAAAAGGAAAACAUACAUAAUUAUAAUUCACAAGAAGUAAGAUUACUUGGAGUUUGACUUGUCCUACGAGGCUUAAGGAGUCUUAUUAAACAAAUUCACAAAGGAUAAGGCUGUCCAAUGGUUACUGAGGUUUCCCCCUGGUAGAUUUGCUGGGUCUGUUUCUUGCUUCAGAAAAAGUGUUUUUUCCCCCAGACCAAUUUAAUUUGGAGGGGGUGAUUUUUGGACGCUUGAAGUUAAACAGUGGGGAAGUGCAACUUGCAUGUUCUGAAGGUGGAGAGUGAUGUCGGGAUGUCUCAGAAAAUUGCUGAGGCUUUGCUACUGCUUCCACUCCAGAGUUUGACACCUUUGUAGCUCAAUGGCGGAGGAUCUGCUUUGCUUGCAGGAAGUCUUGGGUUCAACCCCUGGGAUCACUAAGUUGGGCUAGGCAUGAAACUUGGAAGAGCUACUAUCAGUCAAUACAGACCGUUGUGAACUAAAAGGACCUAUAAACUUUCUCUAUUCUUCUGUGUUCUGCCUCCAUCUUGGGGGGUUAAAGUUGGCCUGUUGUUUGUGGGAAAUCUGCAACUUGAAGUUGUCCUGUGCCCUGCGAGCCUGAUACAUGGACAGCCCUAUAAGUAGAUCCAUGGGCAAGUUCAGAGUUUCCUAGUAUUAUGAUUUACAGAGAGGUACUGUAGCUAUGCAGGAAGCCGCUGAGUAUGUCAGCUAACUAUAUAUUACUCUUUUUGUUUUGCAGCAAGAUUCCAAUAGCAGAUAUGGAGCACUGAAUGUGCAACACCAGAUGUUGAAGGUAGAUACAUGCAUCUUCUUAAGCAUCCUGUCUUAACAGGGAAGUUAGAAAAAGAUGACAACUUUUUGCUUCCAGUCCUAGUUGGCAUUUUGGGGAAAUGGAUGUCUCCAACACCAAUAAACCUUCUGGGUGUCAUGAGAAGGCCUUGGUUGCAAAAUGUUUGCUUCCCAGUGAUUGUGUGCAAAAUUUUAAACUGUUCUGGAACAUUUGUACCCCAGCAGCUGCCUUAAUCUUCUGUUGUUCUACACACCGAGAAGUGUUUGACUUGGGGAACACUCUGAAGCAGCGAUCUGCCUCACCUACAAUCUGAGGUGGUAACAGACCCAUCAGAGGACUUUACAACAUUGGCAAGAUUCAAAUUGAAUCACUGAUCUGGUUUGCAUGUAAUGCAGAAAUAAUAAUUUAGUGCUAUGCCAGUUACGCUACUCCUUCCCCUCUACUUCAUGGUAUGGUUGCAAGGAGGACAUUGGAAAAAUCCACUUCCUGUUUGAAACUAACCAUAGUUUACUGUGGAACUUGAAAAGGAUGAGCCAGUGGAGAGGGAAAGGUAAACCAUGGUUCAGCGUUAUGUCCAAAUCAAGGCAUUGUUAACACUCCCACCAACACUAACCCAAGGUUAAUGCUACUCAUGGUUUUCAUCUUAACUAGACUGACUCCAUGGCAGUAUUGAAAUUCUACAGGCCUAUGUUAAAACAUGCUCUCAUCCUGGGAUGGGGUUGCCCUGAACGUCCAAAUACAUAAGUUGUCAGCUGGUCAGAUAAAUAAUUCCUUGUGAUGUGUCUUGUCUGCCCCCUCUCCUUUUUGCAGAGCCAGCAUGAAGAACUGAGGAAGCAGCACGCAGACCUGGAAGAGGAGCACAGGAGGCAGGGAGAUGACUUCAACAGAGUGGUCAAUGAUCAUAAGGAAAAAUAUAUGGAGUUACAGCAAGAGAAGGAGCAGGAGCUCUCCAAGCUGAAAGGUACAGCAUUGUGUUACUUGAUUUAAAUUUUGGGGAGGGGGAAGAGGGGCCAGGCCAUUCCCUGGAAUUGCCACCCGUGUUGGCAUUAACGCAGCUUCCAUUAGGACUUGACUGCAAAUAUUUAAAUUCGUGAAUAAUUAGGAUGCUCUGUGUCUCUCUCUGCUAUGUAUAAAUCUGUCGGAUCAAUUCUUGUUUGCGCUGAAUUUUUAAUAGAAUCCAUGUAUAAUCUGCGAGAAGAGAACAGGCAGCUGAGGAAAGCCCACCAAGAUAUUCAUACUCAGCUACAAGAUGUGAAGGUAAGAACUUGGGCCUCCCAAGGCAAGAGUCGGGGGCAGGGAGAGAGAAAAAUCUCCUUGUUUGCAACUGGGAAAAUAAGAUGAUGGUUGCAAAUAGAUCUUUUCUUGUUUAAUGGAAGGAAAGAUGCGAUGGGUAUGUUUUUCUUAAAUGUGCGCACAAACGUGCUGAUAUUACUUUUUAAUUAUUUACUAGCAGCCUCGAACCCGGUAUUGCCUGGGAAUUCUAAGAAACCCAAGAAUCAGUGCAAUUUUGAAACCAGUGGUUGAAAUUACUGCAGUUUUGAAAGAUUCAGCCUACUAAAUUGAUCCAAAACGCUGUCCAUUUUGAAUCCAAGCAUGCACAAAACCUUGCUCCUUGAUCUCAGAAACCACCACGUAAAAUUUGUUUGUGGUAGCUUAAGUGGUGUUGAAAUGCACAGCAAACUGGCAAACAACUUUCCAAAAUAGGUAGCAGACCAGGGAAGAAGUACCCAGUGUUGCUCGGGAAUUCUAAGAAACCAAAAAAAACCUGAGGUUUAUAAAUGGGUAAUGAAUUUGCUGGUUUCCUGCCAUGUUUGGUUAAAACCAAGGCAGUUCAGAAGGGCUCAGUCCGCCAUCUUGAUUCAAAAUGGUUUCCAAACACUAACAAACACCUCUUUCUCUGUCUCGGGAACAAUAAUGGCAGAUUUACAUAGUGUCCUGCUUUAGAUGAAACCAAAUUCAGCAGUCCCAAAUCCAUUCACAGGGGCUAUAAAAGGGGGGGGGGAGCGGGUCGCAGUCCAAAGCCAAAACACAGGGGCAGCACAAGAGGCAAAAACCAUAGUUAUUUCAGCACAAAAAGGCAACUUUACUGAAGUGUUGGUAAGAUGUAAACACACACAAAAAAUAAUUAUAUGAAAGGCAGGGGCUGAAUCAAUUAAACUGUUGGCAAUCCUAAGAUUAUUUCUUGGUGUCUGAUGAAGUGCAUUUGGGAUCAACCUUGAUGGUGGCGUUUUCUUUUGUGUAGCUGCAGCAUAAGAGUUUAAUCUCUCAACAUGACCAGCUUGUAGUGACGCUGGAAGACCACAAGAGUGCGCUAGAAGCUGCGCAGGUCAGCCAGGAAAAAGGCUUUGCAUCCACUCUGCUCUUAAUGAAUGGUGUUUUUGUUUUCGUCUAUUUAAAAAAACCUUCCUAACAUUUCUUCCCUCUUUUUUUAUUUCUGCUGACCACAACUUUUAUGCAUGCACGCCUUUGGGGGGGGGGGGAAUCUCCGGUUAACAACCAGCUGCCCUCUCGGGGUAAGAAAUGCAUGCUUCGAAGGAUUUCUGCUCUGCCAAAAUUAUAGCGUAGUAAAUUGUUUUUGUUUCCUGACAGCUCCAUUAUGGGCUCGAGUGAAUGCAUGCAUAUAUGGAUAAAAACCACAUCUUUCUUUCCUGUCCAGGAGGCUACAAGCUACGGCUUCCAUACAGCGGGGCUGUGAGGGUGUGCCUUGGGGGGGCCUGAGCCCCUGGAGCUUUCACACUGGUUCCCCCCCCCCCGGAUCAUAUACACCUUCCCUCCCCCCUUUUUAAAAAGUGACUUCGUUUGCAGGGCUGCUGAAUAUUCUGCAGAGUACAAUUCUGGCGAGACCCCAGCCACCUUCCAUCUCAGUUUGCUCAGAGACCUAAGCCAGCACCUGUGCAUAUAAAUUAGCUCAUGCAAAUUUGUGCUAAGGACUUGCAACAUAGGAAGCAGAGUCAGACCACCGGUCUCUCUGGCUCGGUAUUGUGUCUACAGUGACCCGCAGUGGCUCUCCAGGAUUUCAGAGACAGUGGUGUUCCCACUGCUACUUAGAUUUGCUGGGGACCGCAUGCAAAGGAGAUGAUGAUAUUAUUAUUAUUAUUAUUAUUACUACUACUACUACUACUAUUAUUAUUAUUAUAUUCAAUUUGUAUACCACCCUUCAUCUGAAGGUCUCAAGGCGGGUCAAAGCAUAAAAAUACAAAAUGAAUGCACAAAAUACAUAUUAAGAACAAAGCAAACCCAUAAGCCACACAUGCAACAAAAUCAUCCAGUAUAGCAGGACUAGGCAACGCUCUGGACACUCCAUCACAUUCCUCUGCUAUAAGAGGAAUUAUAGUCUUUGUGGGACGCAGGUGGUACUGUGGUCUAAACCACUGAGCCUCUUGGGGUUGCCGAUCAGAAUGUUGGUGGUUUGAAUCCCAAUGACAGGGUGAGCUCCCGUUGCUCUGCCCCAGCUCCUGCCAACCUAGCAGUUUGAAAGCACACCAGUACAAGUAGAUAAAUAGGUACCGUUGUGGCAGGGAGGUAAACAGUGUUUCUGUGCACUCUGGUUUCCGUCACAGUGUUCCGUUGUGCCAGAAGUGGCUUAGUCCUGCUGGUCACAUGACCUGGAAAGCUGUCUGCAGACAAACACCGACUCCCUUGACCUGAAAGCAAGAUGAGCGCCACAACCCCAUAGUUGCCUUUGACUGGACUUAACCAUCCAAGGGUCUUCUACCUUUCCCUUAAUAGGAGCAGAGUAAAGGUCCUUGCAGAUGCAUGCGAUUUUAUCCUCAAAAUGCUUUGCAAGCAAGUCACAGCGAGCUACUGUCGGUUCUGCCACCUCCUGUGGGCUAGACUGUAAAAGGCCCCGCGUUACCCGGAAAAGCUCUGCCAGAUGGCACAAUGAGGGUGCAAUGGAGGCAGCAAAGGAAGCCUUCUUUUCCGCUCUGCCUUCACUGCCACUAGGCAGGCUCGAUGAUGAGCCCUCACCAGGGUUCGAGUGCACUCAGCUACAGCCCUUUUCUCUGCAGACAGAGUCUUGUAAGCACCUAGCAAAGUUUCUAUGGGAGACCUGUGGCACAACGAAGGGGAAGGGCUGUAGCUCAGUGCUGGGACACAUGCUUGGCGUGCAGAAGGUCCCAGUCCCUGGGAACUCCAGGUAAGGCUGGGAAGAACCCCUGCCUAAAACCCUGGAGGUGAUUUGCUAGGUGAUUUGUCGUGGUUCCAUAUGGUGUUCCGAGUGCUGGGCUGUACUUGCCUGUUUUAAAUUUUCUCGUGACGUGUGUCCUUCACCCUCCAAGGAGCUUCAGGGUUAUCUCAUUUUAUCCUUGAGCAGCCCUGCGGGAGAAGUGAAGUCAAGAGAUUGCAACUUGGCCCGCACCACCUGGUGAGGCUAGUGGCUUGGCUAGGGCUUUGCAUCAUUUCAUAUCCCCCUUCAGCAUCGAGGUGUGUUUCCCAGAGAGGCUAGCAAAACAGCGGGGGGAGUACAAUUUCAUGGUGGUGAUGAUAAUAAUAAAACAAAGCGUACAAACCAAUACAGCAUGUUUAAAAUAAACUCAGGUACUCAGUUCACAGCACCUCCUAUAGACAGGAACAUCAGUCUGUUUUAAUUUUUUUAUUUUAAAAGUGCUUGCGUUAAUAGUAAAGGAACAUCCUUUUUUGCCUGGCACCUAUGCUUUAGCAGCCUAGGCACAGGGCUCUAAACUAGCUGCAGUUUCCAGAGUGUCUUCAAAGGCAGCCCCACGCAAAGCGUAUUGAAGCAAUACAACUUUAAGAGUUACCCAGGGGAUGGAUGAUGAGCUUUGAGUUGCAUAGGAUAAAGCGGGGGGCGGGGGGGGGGGAGGAUUGGCAGGAUGCUUAAGCAGGGGAAGAAAACCUUACUGUUUUUUAGGAGCUCAAAGAACUUGAGACAGUUGUUUGCCAAGGGGCUUCUUGCAGUGCGAACUUACUCCAAGGCAGACCAGAUCUAUAGCUCAGUGGUAGACUGCAGACUUUACAUGCAAAGUCCCAGGUUCCAUCCCAUUUGUCUCCAGUUUUUAAAAGGAGAAGGUGAUGCAAAGGGUGGGAGAGAGACCUCUGCCCAAGAUCCUGGAAAAGCACUGGAUUGAUAGUCCAGUGGUCUGACCUUGGUGAAAGGUGGUUUUUUCUGAUUCUGCGUCGAGUGGGGGAAACUCUGUUUCGUCAUAAGGCAGAGCAGAUAUUAAAAUGGUCCUUCAAGUGAGCACAAUUAUACCUUUUGAAGAGGCCCCCCCAGCCUUGUUGUUUGGCAUUGCAGGCGCAACCCUGCUGGGAAAUGCUCCAGGUUAUUGGUUUGAGUUGCACCGUGAUGAGUUUACAAACCUCUCUUCAUCUAAAUUGGGUCCUGCAAGGGGGCACAUACACUUCUUCUCAUAACUUGGCAAGAAACAACUUUGAGAUGUUUACAUGUGUAAAAGAAGAGACCACGCAGACUCCUAGCACUACACAGCUUAUGAAGGGGGGUUGUGUGUGCUGGAUGUACGCACCGAGGGAGAGGGAGAGGGAGAGGGAGAGCUUCCAGUGUGUUUCAAACUUCUUGUUGACAGGGAUGGAGUUGCUCUGCUGGAAAAUGAACAACACUUUGGAUGUGUAUGGUGUCCUUUUUCGGAGAUGAAACCAUCAGUGUGAUGGAGACUGUGUUCUCUAUGGCUUAACCCCUUACCCCAAAAUCCUCUAGGUUCAUAGGCUUUUUUGUGCAGGUUCCGUUUUUCCAAAGGCAGCCAUGAGAUCAAAUAAAAGAACUUGCAUUCUCGCCUAGAAACUAACCUGCUGAACUCUUCUGAAACUGUUGACUGUCUCCAGCCUCCAACUUGAAACCCCCUGGCCCCAGUUUUCUUUUUUCCUGUCCCUACAGUUGGUUGACUUUCUGCAGCCAAUAGGAUGAAGCCAUUGCUUCUUGUGCUGUUUUGGCUACGUUAGGAACAGCGCUCACUGCCUGAGCAUUGCAUAUAGGGGAAAUGAUGGUGUAGGCAUGCCAUACAAAGGUUGUAGGCAGAGCUGGCCCAUCUGCAUGGUGCCGCUUCCCUUGCUUGAUGGGGAAGAAAAUUAUGAAUGGGGCAGCCAUGUGUGGCAGCUUCAGCAGCGAACACCCCAAGUCACUUUUAGGCUGGAAAGGGUAGGAUCUUGCCUUUCAGCCAUGUGAUGCUGCCUCGAUGUGGAAAGUGUGUUGGUCCACCGCGUAUUUUGUUUUAGUGAACCACCCAUGAAAUAACACUACACCUUUGUUCUGGAUAAAUUCAUUUCCAUCAUAUGUUGGACAAUUCCAUUAAGAACGGGAAGCCAGUUUUCUUGCAAGCGUUUGAAGAGAUGCUUGUGAUUGUUCAUCACACACACUCAUUUGGUCGUUCUCUUUCAGUUGUAUCUUUUCAGUUCAUGGGACUUUCCCCCUGUUUGCGAUUUCUCUCCCCAGCCCCCUCAAAAACGGGUUGAAAGGAAAUGUAAUAAUUCACUUCUGACAGUUCUGUUCCUCUUCUGCGUGGCAUGAAAAACUAAUCCCCGUUUCUGGGCUGUGGGGAUUUUACGCUAGACUUUGCAUGCCUGCUGUAAUGUAUUAAAUUGGCGCACUCUGGCGCAUAGAAAAGAUCUCGCUUUAGCACAUGGGCGUUUUUGAUCGGAUGUGCAUGUUUAGCUAAAAUACCCAACUUGCCUCGGAGCCUCCAGCUUCCCUGCAGUUUUUAAUAAGAAGCGGUUCAUCUGACAGUGAUAUCUAAUGGUUGCAUUUGAAUUCUAGUCCCAGGUGGAGGAAUACAGACAGCUGAAGGAGACGCUCAAAAAGAUGCCUAGCUUCCAGAAGCCAGAAAAUUUUGAGCAGCAACAUGUCCUGCCGGUGACAUCAGCGCCUUCCCCUCUAGGGGACGCCAAAGCACAUGGCGCUGACAUGGUGGAAGAGCAGAAGGAGGUAAUAUUGGCUGACUGACCAAGUCAUCUUCCUUGAUGGCGGUGAUUAACAUUUAUAUAGUGUGCUUUUCAGUGUUCAGAAAGGGUUCCAUGUACAGUGGUACCUCAGGUUAAGAACUUAAUUCGUUCUGGAGGUCCGUUCUUAACCUGAAACUGUUCUUAACCUGAGAUACCACUUUAGCUAAUGGGGCCUCCCACUGCUGCUGCUGCUGCGCCGCUGCACGAUUUCUGUUCUCAUCCUGAAGCAAAGUUCUUAACCCGAGGUACUAUUUCCGGGUUAGUGGAGUCUGUAACCUGAAGUGUCUGUAACCCGAGGUGCCACUGUAUUAUCUCAGCAAUUAUUACAAUAACCUAUCAAGGAAGGUCAGUAUUACACGUUACAAGCUGGAGGGGAGAAAUUGAGAACGACAGACAGUAACUCAAUUUAGGCAUCACACUAAACCACAGUUAAGGAUGCUUUAGUUGAGAAACCAUGGUUUGCUGUGACUAUUCAAAGUGAUGGGCCGCAGAUAUGGCCAUUUGUUGGCUUCCGGAGAUUCCUACACGAAAAUGGGAAUGUCAAGCAAUUGGAAGAUGGGAUGAAGAACAGAAAUGGAAUAGAUUAUUGGGGAGAAGGCAUGACUGGCUGGCUAGAACUCUGGAGCAGCUCCCACAUUGCCCUUUUUGCUAUUUCCAUUUUUAGUAAUGGUGGCGGUGGAUCUAAUUUAGCCUGUGUGGUACCAUUGGCUGUUGCUGAGCAAAAUUUGUGUCUAAUGUUGCAAAAGCAUCUUAUUGGUUAGAUAGAUAGCAUUUAUCCAACAGGAGGGGAGAUUUGUUAGUUUCAUAUGUUUAAACUGUUCAUAGCAGACUCACAGAAGCUGACUUUCUGGGAUUUGAAUGCUUAAUUUCUCGGUAUCCUGAACUUUUGAUCUCAAGGGAUCCCCGAAAGACUCAAGGUGACUUGCACAGAAUACUUCAAAAACAGAAAUCGAUACUGAGCAAUAUAAAAACAGCAUAAAAAUCAUGAGUCCCUCACGGGCCUGGCCUUGAUGCUCAGCAUGUUGCAGCAAAUAAGUUCUGGAGAGUCCACCGUGGCUGACGCCAGCCUCCCUUUUUGAAAACAAUUUUUUAGGUCCUGAUGCUCUGUAGAGAAUCACUGCAGCUAUAGCUGCUGCAGUCUUCACGAUGUUCAGUGCUGCUGGGCCCAGUGGCAUUCUGGGAAAAUGAAGAUGGUUUUGGCUGCUACAUCCCCUUCACCCAGCACUUUUCGGCUUCCCUUGACUGGGACACUAGACCUCUGUUGAUGCACCCUAGAGCAGCAUUAACUGUUGACUCGUGUUAAGACCCCUAGAUCUCUUUUCACAUGCACUACUGGCAAGCCAGGUGUCCCCCACCUUAUAUUUGUGCAGCUGGCUCUUCCUAUGUGCAGAACCUUACAUUUGUCCCUAUUGAAAGGCAUUUUGUUAGCUUUGGCUCAGUUCUCCAAGCUGUUAAGGUCGUCUUGAAUCCUGAUUCUGUUUUCAGUGGCAUUAGCUCCCCCUCCCAGGUUGGUGUCAUCUGCAGAUUUGAUGAGCGCCCCCUCAUCAAAUUUGCUUACUGGGAGGGGCAAGGCAGCAGGGUUUGCACCACACUAACCUCCCACUAACUCUCCCUUCUUCUGGUAAGCAACAAUGACCCACCUGCCGGGAAGGUAGUGUGGCAGUUCUGCUUCACCUGGCAAUUCACGUCCGUGCUGUGUUCAUUGUAGGCAAAGGCUUGUCUCCCUUAAGAUUAGCCUGCAAGCAAAUGUUUACGUCCUUUGCUGCCUUCGCAUAUGGAUGGCCACAUACGUGUGUUGAGCAAUGGCUCCUUUGUGAAUCCUUGCGCUUAAUAAAGCAUGGAAGAUCUUUGCUCUUUCCAAAUGUCACAUCAUUAUAGUUUGAGCAAAAGAAAGCAGCUUAAACCCCCUGGUGUCAUCUUGUUUGUAUGCGGCACUUUUUUAUGUAAAAGGGGUAAAUCCGGUUAUUAUUCUCAUUAAAAAAUAAUGAAACAAAGAAAGAGUCAGGUACAAUGACGGGCCGUCUCUGAUCUAUUUAUAUAAAAAUGACACACUAAGCAUCAACCCGAGCUCUUGGCGAUACAUGUUGGGAGACACGGGUUCCAUAAAUGCUGCCAUCGCAGGGUGACUUGAUAUGAAGCAGAAACCGCAGGCAGUUCAAACGUGAAGGAUUUGCGCAGGCAGCUGAACUCUAAUUGGAGCAUUUCCCUAAUCAAAAUAAGAUCCUUUUUUCUUAGGGCUGAUUUCACACCUGGGUGCCUGCCAACUGAUGUUCCAUCCCCUUGAAGACUCUCAGCUCCGAUUCACAACUGAAUGUGUGAGCUGCCUCCGCUGGAAUACAUUGUGCUCAUGGGCGAUGGUGGGGUGAUAGGAAGGCUUUGACUUCUCUGAGUGUUUGGCAGCCGGCAGGCAGGCCUGUUGUGUGAACUCUUCCCUUGGAUAUAUGCCCACACUUCUAAGGAGAGGAGAACUGCUUUGCUGAACAUUUAGGUCUGUGUAGUCUGGCAUUUAUACCACCAGUAAUCAGCCACAUGCUUUGGGGAAGCAAACCAGGCAGGCAAGAAGCCAUGGCCCAUGCCACAAAUCCCCCAUUCUUAGCCUAUCACAUUUAAGAAAUAAAGAUGAUUUAGUUGAGAUUCCUGCCUUGCAGGGGGUUGGGCUGGAUGACCCUCAGGGUCCCUUCCAACUCUAUGAUUCUGUGAUUUUAUUCUACGCCAGUGUGGUAUAGUGGUUAAGAGCGGUAGUCUCGUAAUCUGGUGAACCGGGUUUGCGUCUCCGCUCCUCCAAAUGCAGCUGCUGGGUGACCUUGGGCUAGUCACACUUCUCUGAAGUCUCUCAGCCUCACUCACCUCACAGAGUGUUUGUUGUGGGGGAGAAAGGGAAAGGAGAUUGUUUGCCGCUUUGAGACUCCUUCGGGUAGCGGGAUAUCAAAGUGGAUACACUGCUAAGUAUCCACUUUAAAGCUCAUGUUUCCUCUGUGCUCCUUGCCUUUGUUGUACGUUUUCAUAUCUUGCUUUAUUGUGUGUUGAACAUAUUUUAGUUGUGUUUCAUGAUGUUGCAGGUUUUUUUAAUUGUUGCAAGCUGCCCUGAGUGGUUCAUAAGCACUUAGAGGGAUGGGCUAGAAGUCUCUCUAUAUUAAAAAAUAAAAUAAAAUAAAUCAGCAGCAGAGUCUUUUAAACGGGCCAUUUGAAGUUUAAUAUUCUGCACUGUUGCAGAUUACGCUAAAUGGUGAUCAGCCACUGGGGGGAGAAGAAGCCAACAGAGGAAUCCACUUGGAAGGAAGAGAAGGCAGAGCGGAGCCGUUUCAUCCUGAAAGAAAAGCCAAUGAAGGUCACCCGCCGCGGGAACUCAAUAUUCAGCAGAAGCAAGAGGCGGGAGAAGACGAGGAGCAACGUGUGGAACAGGUUGCAGAGGAGCACAAGAAGGAACUUGAGGAGGAAGAGAUGGAGCAAGCUGGGCAGCCUGAACGCUUGACAGAGGAUCUUGACCAAGGCAACUUGGAGCAUGAAUGGAAGGAGAAAGGGCAGGCUGACGAGGAAGAAGCCAACACCCUGGGCGAACACCAUCAUUCGGAGGUGAGCUGUUGGUAAAAUAGACACCUAAAUAAGAGCACUGUCAUGCUUUGCAUAGUAAUAGCACCCCUCUGUGUUCAGCGGGGUUGCACCGUUCAACACACCAGCUAGGAAAUAAGCCCCAUUAAAUCUAUCGGGACUCAUUGCCCAGUAAGUCAGUUUGGAAAUGCAAUUUAAGCAGCAGGGAGAGAGAGAGAGAGGGCUUGAAACAAUUUAGCUAGUUUUGCUUUGCCAGUCACAAACAAGCCCUUUCAGAACAGAGGCUGGGGCACUGCACAUACCAUGACCGGAGGGGUGUGCUGCAAUUUGCAAAGGGCAAGGGAUGGAGCCUGCCAGUGUGAUGCUGUCGCUGUCACCCUGUUGAUUAAUUGAAUGUGCACAGCUCCGGCCACACUUUGGAAAGGGAAUAGUGCCACUUUGAAAUGCAGUGCAUGCUAUAUCUUACAGAAUGCGAUGUGCUGUGUGACGGAUGCAGUUGGUAACACUAGUUGUCUUCCCAUUUCUAAAAUUUGCAAGCGAGGGGGGGGGGAAGGGAGCAACUUGUUGCACGAUCUCUCUAUUAACCUUUCAAAAAGAAAUCACAUUCAUCACCCCCCAGGACACUGGAAGCCAGAGCGAAUUUCUAGAUUCCUUUUUCGAAACACAUUUUUGUGUGCUUAAAUAGCAGGCACCCCACCCUGUUUCUUCUCUUCAUCCUCUGCCUUGUUUAGACUGUCACCUUAGCUGGUGCUCGAUUUGAAAUCCAGCUGCAUUACUGGCGGAGGCAGAAGCCGGAACAUUUAUUCAGCUUUAAUUCGUGGGCAAGCAGCCUGCAUCAUGCAUGCCAUAAGUGGUGCAGGCAACAGGAAUUGUGGGCAGGAGCCAGAAGGGACUUUGGGCCUGGUUAUGUCAAUGAAGCACAUCGGAUACUCUUUUCUUUCCAGCGUUGUGUUGCUUCCUGGCCCAGGAAUCAUAUGAGUAUUAUAUGAGUGUGUGCAUGCAUACAUACACAUGCAUACAUACACACAUACAUACAUAUGCACUGUAGGGCGCACUGCAGUGACUCUCUCACUGGGAGGGGGGCCAUAGCUCAGUGGUAGAGAACAUGUUUUGCAUGCAGAAACUCUCAGGUUCAAUUCCUGGCAUCACCAGAGAGGUGACCGUUGUCAGAAACCUUGGAGAUCUGCUGCCAGGUAUCUUCAAACAUUUCAGACCCAGGACGCACUUUUAACCCAACAUGCAUUUUGUUGUUUAGAUGUUUAGUCAUGUCUGACCGUUCGUGACCCCAUGGACCAGAGCAUGCCAGGCACUCCUGUCUUCCACUGCCUCCCGCAGUUUGGUCAAACUCAUGCUGGUAGCUUCGAUAACACCAUCCAACCAUCUUGUCCUCUGUCGCCCCCUUCUCCUUGUGCCCUCCCUCUUUCCCAACAUCAGGGUCUUUUCCAGGGAGUCUUCUCUUCUCAUGAGGUGGCCAAAGUAUUGGAGUCUCAGCUUCAGGAUCUGUCCUUCCAGUGAGCACUCAGGGCUGAUUUCCUUAAGAAUGGAGUGGUUUGAUCUUCUUGCAGUCCAUGGGACUCUCAAGAGUCUCCUCCAGCACCAUAAUUCAAAAGCAUCAAUUCUUCUGCGAUCAGCUUUCUUUAUGGUCCAGCUCUCACUUCCAUACAUCACUGCUGGGAAAACCAUAGCUUUAACUAUACAGACCUUUGUUGGCAAGGUGAUGUCUCUGCUUUUUAAGAUGCUGUCUAAAACAUGCAUUUGUUGUUGUUGUUUAGUCGUUUAGUCGUGUCCGACUCUUCGUGACCCCAUGGACCAGAGCACGCCAGGCAUGUAGGGGACCCAAACAUGCAUUUAGGGGACCCAUUUCUCAACCUUUUCAUUUAGGGGACCCAUUUCUCAACCUUUUACAAUAUAUUUGCAUGGUGGCAGUGCUCCUGUUGUGACCCACCUUGGAUCAGGUUGUGACCCACUAGCAGGACCUUAACCCACCAGCUGAAGACAGUAAUGUAGACAGUACUGAACUAGGUGGACCACUGGUCUGGCUCUCUUUAAGGCAACUUCCUGUCAAUUAAAUUUGUUAAGGCUUUUAGCCCAGCUGGAAACAUCAUUAAAAAUAAAAGCGGCAAUAUAAUAAAAGAGCCCUUUACAAGUUGUAUGCAAUCUGCAGGCAGUAUAUUUGCGUUUGGUGGCAGAAUCUGUUCUUGCCAUUUACCUUUGUGAGUCCAGAGCACUCUUCCUUGCAUCCAGAUGUGCCCUAAUAUUUUGACAGGCCAUUUUAAUUCUGCAUGCAACCUGCCUCAAGGAACAGAGCAUCUCAAGGGUACAGUGCAGACAGGUCAUGUUUUGUGUAGAGCUGUAAAUAGAAUCUCAGAGAGAUGGCUCUGCCUUCUGGGUCAUGUCUCAGGGGUGCAAAAAUCUGCUUGUUCCUUUGGUUUCAGCCCAGGACCUUGUUGGUGUUUAUCUGACUAACAAAGUCAUCCUGUAUUUCAAGCUUCAUUAGAGCUCAUGAGUGUCCCUCAGCCCAGAGUCUUGGCUGAUGCUCAAAUCGUUACGUGAAAUGUAUUUCCCCUGGGGCUCCUGCCCAACUUUAGAGGGUUUCCUGGCUAAAAGCAUCCCAAAUUUCUUGUGUGUGUGUGUGUGUGAGAGAGAGAGAGAGAGAGAGUGAGAGAGAGUUAGGUUUUCUUUCAAGCCCUCUUUCUAGCUGGGCAUCCACCUGUCAUUUCCCUCCAUUAUUUUAGAUCCUAUCAUCUAUGGAAGUAAGGGAUUCUGGGAUUUGGGGAAGAAGUGGUGGUGGAACGCUUGAAAUGCUUUGAUCUCAUUGAUAAAGGAGGGUCCUGGCCCAAACAGUGGCCAAAAGGCUACUGUUUUAAUCUAUUUGCAAUAUUUCAUUCUCCCUUUCUCCCCCUCAGGGAGGGGUUAAUCCCCUUUCCCUUUCUUUUUAAUCCUCACGACGACCCAGAAAGUGAUGGGCUCUCCUUCCUUGGAGGUUUUAAGCAGAGGUUGGAUGGCCAUCUGUCAUGGAUGCCUUAGUUGAGAUUCCUGCAUUGCAGGGGGUUGGAUGAGAUGACCGUUGGGGUCCCUUCCAACUCUACAAUUUUGUGAUUCUAAGUGUGGAACAGGUUCUUUCAGUUCAGGAGCUGGUGCACUUGGCAAGAUAUUAGAAUUCGGGAAGUGGCCUUAUUUGGCACCAGAUCCUCAGUCUGUAUAGCCCAGCAGCAACUAGCAGUGGCUUCCAGGCUCUUGCAACAAGUUUUUUCUGCCCCCUGUGCUACAUGUUUCUUUUAAGUGGAGGUGAUGGGGAUUGAACCCUGGGCCUUCUGCAUUCAAAGCCUACGCUCUGCCACUGAGCUACGGCUCUUGCUGUUCGUUCUGCCUUUAUUUACUUAAGCCUUUUCCUACUUAAAGGUAAAGGUACCCCUGCCCAUUCGGGCCAGUCUUGCCAGACUCUAGGGUUGUGCGCUCAUCUCACUCUAUAGGCUGGAAGCCAGCGCUGUCCGCAGACACUUCCGGGUCACGUGGCCAGCGUGACAAGCUGCAUCUGGCGAGCCAGCGCAGCACAUGGAACGCCGUUUACCUUCCCGCUGGUAAGCGGUCCCUAUUUAUCUACUUGCACCCGGAGGUGCUUUCGAACUGCUAGGUUGGCAGGCGCAGGGACCAAAUGACGGGAGCGCGGGGAUUCGAACCGCCGACCAUGCAAUUGGCAAGUCCUAGGCACUGAGGUUUUACCCACAGCGCCACCCGCGUCCCUUUCCUACUUAGGUCUUUACUUUAAGCUAUUUGUCUUGGCCCAGGAACCACCGAAGGUGAAGACGAUAACCCGAUACAAAUCUGCCUACGAGGAGCAGCUGGAACAACAGCGGCUGGCUGUCCAGCGAGCGGAGGAGGCCAAUCGCCUCAGAGAACACCAGGAGUCUCUGCACCAGGGGAGACUACAAGAGCAGUUGCUACGGCAGCAGCAGCUUCAGGAGCGAGAGCUGACACUGCGCAGGCAGGCAGAGCAGGGCGAAGAGCAAUUUAAACACCGACUAAGGUUAUCUUUCUAAAACGCACUUUUGGCUCCUGUCGGCCUCUGAGAAAGGAGGUUAGCUCAGGUUGCCUCAGACUUUGACAGUGACUAGAAUUUCCAGAACCUUCUGGAACCUUCUGGCACUUUCUUCAAACCCCUGCUGGGAGGUCAGGGCCUUGGGGGGGGGGGGUCAGGCUGCUGAUAUGCUACCCAUGAGGAGGUGCAGGCCGACCCACUUCUCCACUGCUGCCAGUGGAGCAGGAUAAAGAUGCGGGCCAUUCCUUGACCUGUGCCAUGUCCUGUCAGCAAGCAUUUAGAAAAUGGCGUUCGCCGUGGGUGCCUACAAACUGGCUUUUCAAGUGUCUGCUGUCAGGAAUCCUUUCUGCAUUAUAUUGCCUUAAAGCAGGGGAUCUUUUUCCUGACUCAGGGCCACGUUCCCUCUAGGGAAGCCUUGCAGGGGCCACAUGCCAGUGGUGGGCAAGCCUAGUAGGUGGAAUAGUGGGUGCUGACCUUUAAAGCCCUAAACGGCCUUGGUCCUGUAUAACUGAAGGAGCAUCUCCACUCCCGUGGUUCAGCCCAGACACUGAGAUCCAGUGCUGAGGGCCUUCUGGUAGUCCCCUCAUUGCGAGAAGCGAGGUUACAGGGAACCAGACAGAGGGCCUUCUCGGUAGUGACGCCUGCCCUGUGGAACGCCCUCCUUUCAGAUGUGAAGGAAAUAAGCAGCUAUUCUAUCUUUAAAAGACAUCUGAAGGCAGCCCUGUUUAGGGAAGUUUUUAAUAUUUAAUGCGGUAUUGUUUUUAACACUCGAUUGGGAGCCGCCCAGAGUGCCUGGGGAAACUCAGCCAGAUGGGCGGGGUAUAAAGAAAUUAUUAUUAUUAUUAUUAUUAUUAUUAUUAGCAGCAGCAGCAGCAGCAGCAGCAGCAUUUGUACAGUGAACAGCAUUCCAGCCAUUUAAAGCAAUAGGUUUUGCAUACAUGCGUCUCUCUAGUCUGCAUCCAUUAUCACAGUUUCCCUCAUGGAAACCCUGCACAUUGCAGAGGAUUCUGGGAACGUGGGUGGGUGGUUGGUUGGUUGGGUGUGUUCUAGGGGGGCGCACUCCCUUGGUGUCCUGGGUUGGGUUAUUCUUCCCACUCAUGAAAGAGCACCCUCUCUUCCCAUGUCACACUCACAGUGCCGCUAGCAAUGGCCCUGUACUUCCGCAUGGGUGCAUUGUGUUGCUGUGGCAACACAUGUAAAGUGGGAGGUGCAACCUACAAUGAGGGAAGGCUACAUCUUUCCGCAGGGCCUGCAAGACAGAGCUGUUCCACCAGGCCUUUGGCCAAGGCACAGCCUGACCCCCUCCUUUGGCAAUCCUCACAGAACUCUAGCCCAAUGGUUGCCAUUAAUCUGAUUUGAACUGAUUUUAUAAUGAAAUGAUUUUAGAAUGUUGUAUCAUUUUACUGUUGUUAGCUGCUCUGAGCCCGGCUUCGGCUGGGGAGGGCGGGAUAUAAAUAAAAUAUUAUUAUUAUUAUUAGUUGGCACAAACCCCAACAAAGGAGUAAAUGGCAAGCAUUGGUCUUCCAUCUUUUCUCACAAGGCCCCUGAGUUGUUGCUGAACCCCAAUUGCCCAUCAUCCCUGGCCAUGCUGGCAGGGGCUGGUGGGAGUUGUAGUCCAGCAACCUCUGGAGGGUGAUAGGUUCUCCACCCCUGUUUUAACAACAAUAAAAAUCCCUUUGUGAAUCCGAAUUAACCCCUUUGUAUAAUGUUUCUCCAGCCACCAAUCCCAUUACGACAACCUGGAUCAGGAUAUUGUGCAAGGAGAAGAACAAGGUGCCCAGGAAGAAGAAGAAAGUAAGUGACGUUCUCUCCAACCCUUGUCUUUAACGCUGUCUUUGAAAUAAGACAUGUGUGUAAUUGAAAAUGCAAUCAAUGGGUUGGCCAUAUUUAAAGCAGGUAAAGCCUAGCUUGGCUUAUUUCUGGAUUUCAUGGCCAGUGGAGAACGGGUGGGGCUCAUUCAUCUCUAUCUUGUUGUCCCAAAAUUUUCCCUGUCUACAUUAGCCAACUUUCAUACGUCUUGAAUUGCACAUGGAAGCUGUUCCUUUCGUGGAUUACAAAUACUGUGUUCCGCUUAUGCGGUCUUUCUGAAUGGAAGGAGGGCUGAAUGAAUUAUCUGAAUUGCCUUUGAUCAGAUUACGAUCGGCAGAACCGGCACCCAGAUGAAGCGGAGGAAGAAGACCACAAUAAUGCAAACGGACAACAGGAUCAUGAACUGGACCACCGAGCAGAGAGCGAGCAGAAUGAAGAACCGGUGAGUGGGAAUGGCAUACAUUGAUAUUUUAAAAUUGCACUGUGGGGCAAUUCUAUAACAGACAUCAAUAGACAUGAAUCUAGCUAAAUCAGUAAUUGUGUGUCAAGCACCAUGCUGGAGGUGCUUUUUCUUGUAACAAAGGCAGAAGCAAGGCUUGUUUGGCCUAGAGGUACUGCCUGGGAUUGUUGGUGACACGGACUGGGGCCACCAUCUUAAGUUUUCCCAGGUAUUUUGUGGCAGCCUUUUUUUUAAAAAAGAAAAACAACAGUUCCACAGAAUGUUUGGAGCAUUGCAUUUUGGGAAAACUACGAUGGUGGACAGGAGCCCAUUCAGCAAUACAUUGCUGAGCCCUCCUCAUCAGCUGGCUCUGAGGCUGGUGGUCCUGUCUUAAAAGCAAAAAAGCAAAUAAAUAAAGGGGUGUGGUAACAUCAGAGAACAAAAAAGUAGGCCAAGAUUCUUGCCGUAUCUUGAAAUAGUAAAUCAGUUUCUUCAGAAUUCAAGGAAGGAAGGGUUAGGGAGGGAGUUUGAAUAAUAACAGCUAGCAUUUAUAUAGCACUUCCAUGUCUUCAAAGUGUUUCAUGUUUUGUUUUACACACAUAUGCCUUUAUCUUAGGUUUUAUAUCCUGCCUUUCUAAGCAAAUGCCACUUCAAUGUGAUUUGCAAUAAAUUUAAAACAAAAGCCAUUUAAUAGCUCAAUUUAGACUGCAGUCAAGCAUCUCUCUCUCUCUCUCUCUCUCUCUCUCUCACACACACACACACACACACACACACACACAGAGAGAGAGAGAGAGAGAGAGAGAGAGAGAGAGAGAGCAAUAAAGCCAGCUGAUCUUGGCAAGACAGGCAAUUAUUCUCUCCACAUAGCGAAGGUUGAGGUGAGAGAGGGUGGCUUGUUUAUAAGGCAGUUUCUUAAGUUCAUAGCAGGGGUGAGAUUGUCUCCAAGGGGUUCCUGGUUUGCAGCUGAACAUUGAAAUUGAAAUAUUGAAAUGCUUUAUUGUCACUUGUACAACUUGUAUACAGUGAGAUUACACGAACACCCCCCACUCAGCUCUCUUUGUCUUAAUUACCCUCGUUUACUGAUGCACACCCACCAACACACUGAAAGUCAGUUGCCCUGUUGUCAUCUUUUCAUUCAGCAGCCUAACAGCCCACAGAUAGAAGCUGUUCUUUACCCUGUUGGUGCAACUAAUCAUGCUUCUAUAUCUUCUGCCUGAGGGCAGGAGAUCAAGAAAGUGCCGGACAGGGUGUGAAUCAUCCCUGAGAAUUUUCCUCACUCUCCUGAGACAACGUUCUUCCGCUAUUUCAUCCAGCGGAUUCACGGGACAGCCCAUAAUAUCUUGUGUUGUAUUCACCACCCUCUGUAGGCACUUCCUAUCAGUUGAUGUCAAACCAGCAUACUACACCGUGAUGCAGUAUGAAAGGACACUUUCUAUUGUGGACCAGUAGAAGGAGAUCAUCAAAUGCUGAUUGACAUCAUUCUUUCGCAAUACUCUGAGGAGAUGGAGUCUCUCUUGGGCUUUCUUAGCUGCUAUGCUACACAGGCUUGAUGGAUCGAGCUUGGAAGUAGGAAGAGAUGUGCUCAGAUCAGUAUGGCCCUGUCAGUUUUAACACAGUGAGCACCUGCCUACUUGCUCCUCUUAUAGUGGUGCCCCUUGACUGGGAGUGGAUGCUGUAAAGAAUUACCCUGGGUGUACUAACUUGUAAGUCUUUAUUAAACCUACUAGGGCAAGUCACUUUCUCUCCUGGUUUGACCUACUUCACAGGGCUACUGUAAGGAUCAAGAAGUCUGGCCCUGAUCCUGCGGCCUUUGGGUGAAGGCCUCUAAGCUGCCAUCCCAUACACUCAAUUCAACAGCUGAGAGUUGGCUGGGUGCCCACCAGACUUUUUAAUUUGCAGCCGCUGGAGAUUUGCAUCUGGGUAUAUGUCUCCUUGUGCUGAAUGGCUCUGAGACCCCCGUGUAUAGGGCGGUAUAUAAAUUCAAUAAAUAAAUAAAAAAUCAGAAACGAAAGGUAGUACAGUGGUACCUCGGGUUAAGUACUUAAUUUGUUCCGGAGGUCUGUUCUUAACCUGAAACUGUUCUUAACCUGAAGCACCGCUUUAGCUAAUGGGGCCUCCUGCUGCUGCCGUGCUGCCGGAGCACGAUUUCUGUUCUCAUCCUGAAGCAAAGUUCUUAACCCAAGGUACUAUUUCUGGGUUAGCGGAGUCUGUAACCUGAAGUGUAUGUAACCUGAAGCGUAUGUAACCUGAGGUACCACUGUAUCCAGUACAAAUGCUACUCAGAGUAGACCCGUUGACGUUAAUGGGAAUUACUAAAUUUCAGUGAGUCUACUCUGAAUAGGGCUUCAAUGAGUACAACCCAUAGAUUGUAACUUUGCCCGCUCUUGAAAAUCUAAAGCAGAUCUGAGUGAUGUGUUGGAUAUGGACCUAAGGCAACGUUGUACAGUGGUACCUCUGGUUGUGAAUGGGAUUCGUUCCGGAGGCCCAUUCACAACAUGAAAAGAGUGCAACCCACAGCGGUGCGUCGGCACAUGCGCAGGUUGCGAUUCACCGCUUCUGCGCAUCCGCGUGACAUUAUUUUGUGUUUCUGCGCAUGUGCGAGCGCCAAAACCCGGAAGUAACCCUUUCCGGUACUUCUGGGUCGCCGCGGGACGUAACCUGAAAGAACAUAAUAUGAAGCGGAUGUAACAUGAGGUAUGACUGUAGUGAAAUGCACUUUAUUCUUUAUUGAAAUUCUCUUGAAAUGCAGAAGACAGCCGGGGAUGAUGUCAACCCAGCUGAUGAUCCCAACAAUCAAGGGGAAGAUGAGUUUGAGGAAGCAGAGCAGGAGAGGGAAGAGAACCUGCCUGAUGAGAAUAAGCAACUGAAGCCGAAUAACCCAAAACAAGGGAACCCUGAAAUGGAAGAACAUUUAGUGGUCAGUAUACAAAAGGCCAUAGCUAUCAAGUGGAGGUCCUGUUUCAAACAAAGGCUGCAGCUUCUAGGGAUGUCCUGCAUGUAUGAAACAGCCAUUUCAAAUAGGCAUUUCACCUCACACACAAUUCAUUGCAAUGCAUGACCUGUUUGCUGGUCAUUGAGGGUUUUUUUCUAGACAAAAGUGAGUUUCCCAUUACCUUAGACUUCCAUGGGUUUGCUCUGCUUUGCAUUCUGUCACACCUUCCUUCUAACUGCAACAAGGAGUAUUUCCUAAAAUGACCACAUGUGAAGUUUGCCGCAGCUGAUUUGUUUCAUUUAUUUACACCUUUCUUUCAUGAUCCUGGGACGCGGGUGGCACUGUGGUCUAAACCACAGAGCCUAGGACUUGCUGAUCAGAAGGUUGGUGGUCCGAAUCCCCGCGACGGGGUGAGCUCCCUUUGUUCGGUCCCAGCUCCUGCCAACCUAGCAGUUCGAAAGCAUGUCAAGUGCAAGUAGAUAAAUAGGUACCGCUCAGAUGGGAAGGUAAAUGGCGUUUCCAUGCGCUGCUCUGGUUCGCCAGAAGCGACUUAGUCAUGCUGGCCACAUGACCCAGAAGCUCUCUGCGGACAAACGCCGGCUCCCUCAGCCUAUAGAGCGAGAUGAGUGCCCAAACCCCAGAGUCGUCUGUGACUGGACCUAAUGGUCAGGGGUACCUUUUCCUUUAUCUUUCAUGAUCCUACUCAGGGCAGCAUAUGGCAGGUUUCUGGGUAGUGUCCUAUUAAGCUUAAAUGUCCAAGAAUGAGCUCUGGAAUUGCUCCCUCUUCCUGUUAACCACAGUGAAUGUUGCAUUGACACCAGUCUUUAUUGUGGCAAUUGGCUCUCUUGCAACCAGGAUUUUUAAAAGCUUUGCCUUUCAUUGACCAUUUUCAAAAGAAUGCUAAAAGCAUAGUUUAGAAUAAGCCCCAUUGAACACGGCCGAUUUUACUUCUCAUAUAUAGGGUUAUGCUGCAAGCAUGUCUUUCUUUACUACUGCUUUUAAAUGGUAAUUUCUGCCUCUUCCAGGCCCCCUUUUAAUGUAGUCACUUUUUUUGCAUUGUAUAUAUAUAAUUUUAUUAAGUUUUCUGUUUUACAACUUAAAAUACUAAUUUUACAUCCUUAAGAUAUCAAUCUUCUCUUUCCAUGGUUCAUUUUACAUGUCAUAAAUCCCUGCAUAUUUUACAAAAACUAUACCUUUCAGUAUUCCAUUAUUGCAUCCAUUAUCGGUCCCUUUUGCUCACUGAUUGCAAAAUGCAUAAGCUGCUUUGCGUGCACGCUAAUGUAGAAAUAUCGGGUUUAUGUUACACAAAUCUAUUUUAAUUUGUUAGAUUUAUACCAUGCUCUUCCUCCCCAAAGGGAGUCCAGGAUGACUAAGCCCUGGUUGUAAUAAAACUGUGGCUAGCUUUAACUAUGGUUGGUUUCUUAACUAUUAACCGCCGGUAGAGGAACAUUAAUUGCUGCUAAAAGACGAAACAAAACUAUACCUGCACAGACCCACUUGUGAGCAUUGGAAAUCAAAUCCUUGCCAUGUUGCAUCCUUCUUCUUUUUUCGUAGUUAUGCCUCUCCUGUGUGCCCUGGUGCCCUGGAAUUGAUUUUCAAUAAGUAAGUCAGUGCAUGGUUUUGAGUGAUAUUGGAGAUAUUAGCUAUGGAAUGUGUUUGUCUGCAGAUGGUGGGUAACCCUGAUCAGCAAGAAGACAAUGUGGAUGAGCAGUACCAGGAAGAGGGAGAAGAAGAGGUAAGGAACCUGAGGACACACACUUCUCUGGUUGUGAGGAUUAUUGCUGGGCGGGGGAGCAGAAUGUAUGCGUCACAAGUGCUUUGGAGGAAGAAUGUGCUAAAAAUGUGAUAAGUACCAUACUUUUCCAUGUAUAAGUCUAUGUUUUUUUCAGUAUGGUGUAGUGGCUAAGAGCGGUAGACUCGUAAUCUGGUGAACCGGGUUCGCGUCUCUGCUCCUCCACAUUCAGCUGCUGGGUGACCUUGAGCUAGUCACACUUCUUUGAAGUCUCUCAGCCCCACUCACCUCACAGAGUGUUUGUUGUGGGAGAGGAAGGGAAAGGAGAUUGUUCGCCGCUUUGAGACUCCUUCGGAUAGUGAUAAAGUGGGAUAUCAAAUCCAGACUACUCUUCUUCUACUUCUUCUUCUUCUUCUUCUUCUUCUUAUUCUUCUUCUUCUUUAAAAAUCAUGCUAAAAAGUGGAGGUCGUCUUAUACAUGGGUAGUGCAUAGGGUGGACGUUUGAUUGGUUGUUGCCAUGGCUAUCAGCGCCUUUUGUGUGUGUUAUUGGUUGCUGCGUCAAUGGGUGGUGUUGAUUGGCUGAUGCUCUGGCAGUUGGCUGGGCGAUUGGCAGCUUCUGCUGGCGAUGGGACAGACGGGAGGCAAUUUUUGGCAAUCCCCCUUUAAAAAAGCCGAACAACCCGGGCUAAUCCCCCCCCAAAAAGCUGAACAACUCUUUGCCAUCUCCCCCCAUUUCCUUAAAUUUGAGUCCCCCAAAAUAGGGGGCGUCUUAUACAUGGAGGCAUGUUAUACACGGAAAAGUAUGGUAACAUCGACAAGAGCCAAAGCAGCAGCUCUCUUAAUUAUCAGCAUAUAUUUGUAUUAUUACUAUUUAAGUUCCUUACCCGUUCUUUACCAUAUGGUCCCAAGGCUGGUUACAGCAUUUUUUAAAAUAAAAAAUCACCAUAUUAAAAACAGUUUAAAAGAAAGAGAUUUGCUGUACACUCAACUGCAGCCCUUCCCUGUAGGAUAUGGGAGGAAAAAAAUGGAAUAUAUUGAGUACAAUUGAGUUCUUGCGGCUGGGAAAUGAACCAAAGCAUAUUCUAGGAGAUAGGAGGAGAAAAUCCUCCUUUUUCUGCAGGUCAAGGCAUUUUGGGCCCUCCUAUAUGCAUAUGCAUUUAAUGAAUGUUUUCUUCCUCUAUUAUGCAUUGCAAAGGUAUGUCUUCAGUGUGGCGUAGUGGUUAGAAUGUCGGACUGGGACCUGGGAGAUGAGGGUUCAAAUCCCCACUCAACCAUGAAAGUCAUUGGGUGACCUUGGGCCCGUCACUGCCUCUCAGCAGCCUAACCUAUCUUACAGGGUUGUUGUUGUGGGGAUUAAAUGAGGAGGAUAAUUAAACUAAUUAUCCAAAGAGGUUGUGUAGUCAUGUUGGACUGAAUUGUUUAUGUAUAAAAACCACCUGUUCUCAAUACCUUGAGUUCCUGAGGUAGAGAGAGAGAGAGUAAUGGAGGGAAGCAGGAUAUAAAUGCAAUGAAUGAAUGGCCACAAAACUUCAGGUGGCUUCGAAUGGGUUCUUCCUUCCCCUCCAACUGGGCAUAUGUGUCUCUUUUCAGGCCCAGGGAGAUCUGACCGAGGAGAAGAAGAGGGAACCGGAUCACAACGGCGAGGAGCCAUACGGCGAAAAUGAUGAAAAUGUAGGCACACUGCGUAGAUGGGGGACGCUCGAUAAAAUGGGUGGUUAAGGGAGGCUUUGUGUGUUUCCUGCUCCUUGAAUAUCCAGGUCAGAGAUGUCUGCAUAACACUACUGGUUUACGUAUAAAAUGAGAAAAAGGACAAACUGGUUUCAUUCCAGAAAGGAAAGCUCAUCAUGGGUUAAUUCCGCAUUUUCCCACAGUGUGUUCAUUUGAAAACAGAUAUAGGCACUCCCAGAAAUGUGUGUGUGUAUGUGUUCAUUCACCUGCCCAGUGGCAGUGUGGGUAAGCAUAUGCCAAGAUUGCAAUUGCCACUUCCUUCGCCAGUUCACCUGGGGCAUGUGCAGGGAGGAGAAGGCAUGGGUCACCUAGUCAAGAGAAGAGGAGGCUUUUCAAAAGGCAUAUCAAGUAAUCACACCCAACUUUGUGGACAGCAGGAUCUGGAAUCAAUCUAGCAGCAUUUUGAGGGUGAGCACGAUUGAUUCUGGAUUGAGGAAACACAACAUGUUUUGUGCUGCAAGCAGGUUGUUUGAACGCGGCCCUAGACCCCGACUACUCCAGGCUGAGGAGCAAGCAGCUUGCGCUCUUGCAGUUGCUAUUGAACGGCCUCCGUGAUGCAAUGGAAAGAACGCCAGGGCAUUCUUGUUUCCCUGGACUAUUUGACCUUUGUCAAACAAUAUGUGAUCAGUUGACAAUGUUGGACAGGUUAAUUGGCCCAAACCUCAAGUGUAAUUAUUGGUAUUCUUUUUAGAAGAAUUUAUAGCAAUAGGGUUGAAGGGAGUCUUAAAAGAGCCCAAUAUGUUGCUCCAGCUGUUUGUCACAACUUGAUCUCCCCCAGCAGAGGAUAGUUCGGUUCAAGGCUUUAGUAAUCAUAGAAUUUCAACAGCCUGCAGUAGCACAAUAAUCCUGUUUUGUUCUGUGCUGUGACUGGUGUGUGUGUGUGAAGAAAUAUUUCGCCAUAGCAAAUGCUGCAGAGUUUUAUCAUCAAAUACAUGUUUUCCAAAAAGCUGAAUAGUUUUCUCUUUUGUUAUCUUUGUUCUGGGGUUAUUAUUUUCUCAUGCUACCAGGCUGAAGAAAAAAUGAGUGAAGGUGCAGAGCAAGAGCAAGAAGUCCAAGAGGAAAAUAAUCGUAAAGAAGGCCGUGAUGAGAACUACGAGGAGGAAGAGGAGGAAGAGGAAGAAGAGGAAGGUGGCGCUGUGGCAGCAAAGGCUCAUAGACGAGGGGAAAUGUGAUUCUUGCUUGAGCUGCAAAAUGGCAUCUGCUUGGAAAAAAAGAAGAAAAUUUUUAGUUGCUAGAGAAGGCCUUUUUAUAUGUAUACAUAAUUUAAAUUUUUUCUCUUAGAAGUCUUUGUGGUUUUAUACAAAUGCAAUAUUUUAGGUUAGCAUUCCUUUUGUACAAGAUUUUAAGUGACAAAAACAAAUAGGUGAGGUGGCAACCCCCUUAUUUUUCCUCCUUAUUUUUAUACUGUUUCUUUUCUAGAAGUUUGAGGAUCAGUUUCAACUUAAAUCUGUUUGGCAUUGUCCAAACCGUGACCAGGCUUUAGCUUUCAGGUGUAUUUCUGGGGGUUAGGGGGGACCGAUCAUUAGUGCCUAAUCUCUUGGAGUUUGAGAAACGGCAGGCUGCAGGGUUGCACCCAUAUCUCUGUGAGAUGCUGGAUUUUACAUCCAGCUCUCUACGGGACAGCACAUUCGAGCACCUCUGUGUAUUCAUUUUGAUCUGAAUGAAUUUGGCCAGCACAGUAUCUGCAGCAUCUAAGUGAAUAUCACUUGGCAGUUGUGAGUGUGCCAAAAAUGGCAGUGUUUGAAUCCCUUUGCAUGUGACACUCAUGCACACACUGGGUGGGACUCAUGUUGCAGGUCUUUCACACCCUCUUGUUGCUCUGCUUCCUAUAGAGGUGUAAUUGAUUGGAUUAGCUCAAUGCAGAUAUUUGGUCUUACCCAUAUAUAUGCAGUACCUAACUCACACAAGUGUGUUACCGCAGGCCAUAAAGUAUAGAUGGAUCAAAGGGUUUCUUCUUACCGCUUCAAAUAUUAUGCGCAUGUAGACUUGGCCAUUGUACAUCUGACCCCAACAUUGUUGUCAUGUGCUGGUGGAGAUAGAUCUGUCCUUAGCCUUAUUGCCCUAUCUCAGGCUGCAAUCUCGGAAUAAGCCUCAAGGAAAACAAAGAAACUUACUUCUGAGUAAACAUAUUUGGGGUAUGACUCUACCACCACUCAAAUUCCUUCUAGAUCAAAAGAAGAUAGAUAUAGAUUCCCCCCACCCCCAAAUUUGGUUUAUUUACCAUAUGAUACACACAUUUUGAAGUCACAGUCACAAUUUCUUUUUCUUUAGCAUUGUGCACCUCUCAAAAAGUUGUGUGGGAUUUGUUUUUGUUUGUAGACCGUAAAGUGCCUUUCUUAAGGGCUAAAGGAGUAUUUCACAUAUAUUAUCUCAGUAAUCCUUACCACAACCCUUGUAAGGUAAACCAGCAAUACUGUCCUCUUAUUUCCAAAUGGAUGUAGCCUAAUGUUUAAAGAAGACAGCUGGCUGGAGGUUACCUGGGGGUCAUUGAAGCCAUUCUCCUCUUGUGCAUAAAAGCUCCCCUUCUCUGGGCUUCCACUGUUGGCUUGAAUCUUAGUCAUGAUGUCAGUAAGGAAGGCAGGAGGUCAAAUAGAUGCAUAAGAAGGCUGGAGACUGAUGGCUUGCCAGAGAGCCAGCGUGGUGUAGUGGUUAAGAGCGGUGGACUUGUAAUCUGGCGAACCAGGUUCGCUUCCCUGCUCCUCCACAUGCAGCUGCUGGGUGACCUUGGGCUAGUCACACUUCUCUGAAGUCUCUCAGCCCCACUCACCUCACAGAGUGUUUGUUGUGGGAGAGGAAGGGAAAGGAGAUUGUUAGCCCCUUUGAGACUCCUUAAGGGGAGUGAAAGGUGGGAUAUCAAGUCCAAACUCCUCCUUUUCUUCUUCUUCUUCUUCUUCUUCUUCUUCUUCUUCUUCUUCUUCUUCUUGCCCUCUGGUCACUUAGCCGGUGUAAAAGACUGGAUAGUAUUAAGGCAUAUACUGAAUAUAUGGCUAACAUGAGAUUUGAAACCAGACCUUUCCUAUCAUAAGUGGGUGGAGAUGAUGGUCUCCUCUUACCUCAAAUAAAAUUUAGUAUUAUGUUUGACAGAAGAAUGAAAAGAAUGUGAAAAAAGAGUAAUUGGAUGGUAUGUUGAUCUGUUGAUACUUGGAUCAGUAGCUCUAUUUUAUGUUAGAAAAGUGUGUGGUACAAAUUGUGGUACACUGGACUGCUUACAAGGUCCAUAUUCCUCACCUCCCUAAUGAUGUGCUGCUUUCCAGGCAAGCGGAAAGGCUUCACCUGGCAGAAAUAAAAUGGGUGGUUCUUUCCUGGCAUGGUGGAGGAUACACAUCUUUAGCCACACAAGUCCUAUACCGCAUAAUCCCUCUAAGGGUUCAAACUGGGGACCGCAAUCAGAUCAUAUAUGUUGCAUACCCCCAUUACAUAUUUUAUUUGUAUUUUUUAAUGUGAUGGUACGUUGGCUUCAAAAGGGUUAAAAAUCAAGUCGUCAUUGUUAAAUGUCAGACACUGGGAAUUGAUAGCAGUGACAGACUAGCCCCACCGUACCUGAAUCACUGGACCACCAACUCUGUUGCUUCUUAUUCUCCCACUAAUAUUAUUGUUUCUCCUUACAAUUUUAACGGUAACCACAUGGGCCAAGAGAAUGACUCACCUGUUUCCUUCUGCCUACCCACCUGCAAUCUUGUACGGUUAGCAUCACGGGUGUGGGCCAGGUUAACGGGCAACAGUUCACAAUGGCCUAGCCAGAAAUUAGGACCUCGGUGAUGCUGGUGUAGUGCUUAGCUGUGAUUUCUGCAGGCGACACAAUGUGUGACUGUUGCUUUGUCUGAGGACACGUGGCAAGUUCUGUGCUCGUGGGCUUGUAAGAUCGUAGCUGAGUUGCAGAGCUUAUAUCCAUGAAUAUGCUGUACCACUCAUCCUUCAUGCGCUUCUGUUCCUAGGGAUACUAGUGAGCAGGGAAUAGGAUAAGGUAUUGGAGGACAGAAUUGUGUGUGCCACAUGACCUGCCCUUUGGCCGCUGAGCUAACCUGCCACCCACAGAUGCGGCAGAAGAUGAUGUCCUGCUGCCAGUGUUGGAAGUAAGAUUAAUCUGCCAGGCCAGUUAGCUUCUACACAUGGAUUGGGAUAGAGGCACCACCUUACGCUUCAGAUUUUGGAAGCAAAAGGUCUUGGGCUGGCUCCAACACUUCCUCUCAUCUUUUAAGAAUUUGCAUAUAUAUGACCCAUAGGCUACUAUUUUAACUUUUUUAUAUGAAUUUAAUAUAAUUCAUUUUUGUACUAACCUAAUUAUUAAUUUUGCUUUUGUAGAUGCUUUGAACUAUUUCCUUUAUAUAUAUAUUUAAGAGUAGGGGUACUCUUAACAUUUCAUAGGACUGUGUGUGUGCGGAUUUGAGGUUUUCUAAAUGUUACAAAAAAAGAUUUAUCACACGGAGAAAAGAGAUUCCUGUUUACAUAAAUGACUGUAAAGUGUAUGAUAUGUACAUAAUCUUCGGAAUACAAAUAUUUUGAUACAUUUGUGCAUAUUUUUAAUGCCAUGGGGCAGUAUUUAAUUAUUCUGAGGCAUAUUUUAGGGUCAUCAAUAAAAGCUAGAAUCAAAACUGACCA
Messenger RNA from Podarcis lilfordi (Lilford's wall lizard), 64614 nucleotides. NCBI's taxonomy places the organism in Eukaryota, Metazoa, Chordata, Lepidosauria, Squamata, Lacertidae. The record is from the annotation of a GenBank genome assembly.